GGCUGCUGCCCAGCCUUCCUCAUAGGCGACAUUCCCUCUGAAUGUAGAGGCUGAAGAUUGGGCGAGUCUUUCACAAUGCUCUUCUCGCCAUACCACCGAUUCUGAAAUGCACACACUGUUUCCAUGACACUGUUGACAUGAGGAGUGUGGAUUUAUGGCUGACACAAUAAUGUAAGCAGCUGGUAGUCUAUAAAAGUAUCCUAUUCCCCACUACUCCAUCCCUCAUAGAUUCCUUUUGGCAUUUGAAAUUGUUCCAGAGAAGCAUAUGGUGAUGGAAAUUAGGAUAAACACAGCUCCUUGAUCUCCUGCCUUUUUCUCUCCAAUUGCCAAUCUCAUGCCAGCACUUUUCUUGUUAUAACUUAGCUGGCUUUUGACAGGCCAUGCCAACUCCAAGGUUUCUCCAUCUACUGGCUGCAUCUUCCAUGUCAAGGCUGAGGGAAAUGGCACACAUUGCUGGUUUGUGGGUUGCGGAAGGGGGUCCAGAAAGGAGCAACCUAUGCUGGGUGUAUCGCUGCUGCAGCUUACCUUGCCUCAGAGUUGUCUCUGAUGCUGAAAUCGAUGGGAGCUCCACAAGAUAGCUAACCAUGGAUGACUGUAUCCUUGGACUGAUUGAUUGGUGAUGGCAAAGUUUAAACAGCAUGGCUGCAAGUUAAAGGCACGCUGUGGCAGCGGCUGUGACUGUUUUGGUUCUGGUGUAUUACUUACCCGGCUUUAUUUAUUUGAUGGUGGUGAUAUUGGUGGUGACUAGUUUGGUUCAGGGCACAGGGCACAAUUGUUGUUAAGGCUCUUUUGGUUUUGAUGUGUUACUGAAUAGGGCACAAUUUAUCAUGUUUGUUAAUGCUCUUUUGCUUCUGGUGUGUUACUGCAAUACAGUGGUACCUCGGGUUACAUACGCUUCAGGAUACAGACUCCACUAACCCAGAAAUAGUAGCUUGGGUUAAGAACUUUGCUUCAGGAUGAGAACAGAAAUCGUGCGGAGGUGGCACGGCAGCAGCAGGAGGCCCCAUUAGCUAAAGUGGUGCUUCAGGUUAAGAACAGUUUCAGGUUAAGAACAGACCUCCGGAACUAAUUAAGUACAUAACCAGUACUGUACUGUACAGUAAAAUACUGUAGAGAAAAACUUCUUUCAUUCUUAAAUUAGCUUACUAGUAAUGAGUGGUUAACUUUUGAUAAUUCAGCAGCUAACUAAUCUUGCAGUUCCUCCCAGGACCUGAAUAAGCAGCUUAUGCUGAUAUUGUGCAGUUUUAAAUUUUUAAGAUAAUUGAUCAACCAAAGUAGCUUAUCACUUGACAGCCACAAUUGCAUGUGAACUUCAGUGCAGAACUGCACAUAUUAUGUAAACGUACUUCCUCAUUCUGACAUAAAUGUAGCGUGGAGGAGACAUCAGUCAGUGGGGCAGUGGAGUGGGGUGGGCUCUUAAUCCACUCUGUACCCUAGAUUUCCCCCUUGUUGAAUGCCCUCCUUGUCUGUUUCCCACCCCAAUUCCUUGUUUCUGGGGUCCUAUUUCUAGUCUUGUGAGCCUAACAGAGAAUUUUUUGGAGGGUGAGAGGUAGCUUGUAGGAAAGUAUGGGAAGAGUAAAUCACCCAUCCCUGCUGCCAGUCUUCCCUGCAGCAGCCCCCCAACCCCUUGUUAGCCCUGAAAACCUGGGCAUGCCUGCUUCAUAUGAAGUUCUGUCCUGAAUCAUUUGUAGUUGACACUUCUGAGAAUGUGAUUUGUGUAGCUUAUCAAUAUUAUUAAUGUAAAACAGUGGAGAGAAAGUGGGGGGGGGGGGGGAGAGAAGCGAUUGGGAGUUUGAUUCAAAGUUUUUCUUUGCUCAUAACCGGUUGCCCUCAGGCCAUUUGUGGUUUAUGUGCCAGAAAAGAUUUGAGUGUAUGAAACUGCUACCUUCUCCUACAAAAGCAUUAAAAAAAUGCCACAAGGGAAAUUUGAGGGCUUGCACCUUUUGAAAGCAACUAUGUUUUACUAGCAAAGGAAUUUGCCUUCCAAGAGAUUUUUGCCCUUAUACUUCAGAGCCAAGCUGGAAUCAUCAGAGCCCCCCCUCCCUCUGUGUGUGUGUUAGAAGUGAUGAUUAUAGAUAAGCCAGUGUUUGUUCUUUGCAACUUUUGCAUGUACAGGAUUCUACACACACAGAGAGAAAUCUGAUUUGGGAAUCUGACUAUAUGCCAGUUUGCAGGGGUGGAAAGAAAAUGUUUUCAAUUCUUCCACACCAGCAGGAAAUUCUGAUGAGCCAGCAAGUGCCUAUAUCAAAUAUAUAACGUUAAUUCCAGUAACUGUUACAACAGAAGAAAGUGGCGAUUUGGAACUCUUUCCUUGUACAGAUUAGAUGCCUCACUUUGAUUAUACAUCACUCGAUCACUCCAUAUUUGGGCCUGGUCGCCACAUGUAGCAGAAUGAGUUGCAAGAGACCUGAAGCGGUAGAAUGGACUGUCCAUUCAACUGCCACAUAUUACUGAGCAAGCAAACACAGAAACCUCCCUGCGAGUAGAAAACCAGCAGAGCAAGGAGAUAGCUGGACUGUGUUUGCUAUUUACUUUCAGGGAUUAUAUAUAUAUAUAUAUAUAUAUAUAUAUAUAUAUAUAUAUAGUAGCAAUCUGCUUACCUGCAGUUGGACUGAAUACAUAGUCCACUCUCUUGCCUCGGGUUUCUGCCUUCUCAUUCGAUUACCUCGGGAGGUAAGCAACAGCUGAAUGUGUGAACUGGCUCCAUUGUGCAUGCUGUUAAGAGCUGGGACGGCCAAUUCACAUCCAAUGAGGGUGGUGUAUGGCUAGAGGUUUCUCAGCAGCAUUCUGGAGAGAGAGCGGCAGCUAAUCACCUCAAUUUAUACUGAUCUUUGCUGUAAAUUUACUGAAUCAGGUUGAUUUUCCCAGAGCUUUUAUCCUGGAGGGGAAAAAGAAUGUGUUCGUCAUAAUCCAGAGGUGGGCAAACUUGUCCAGCUUUGGAGGCUGCAUUCUCUUCUGGGCAAACUUCCAAGGGCCACAUGACAGUGGCUGGCGGGGUCAGAGGCAAAAGAGGGUGGAGCAAUGGAUGUAAAUGACCUUUGUACAGGAGGCUCGUUUCUGGACACACUCACACAAAUCUCUCUCUCACCCAUCCAGGCAAUGAGGAGCCGCCCAAGGAGACAUUGCAGCCAGGGCAAAAACUCGCAGGGUGUGACGCAUGGCCAGGGUGGGGUUUGGCCUGGGAAUAGUUCCAAGGACCAGGGAGAGGAACUUGGAGGGUUGGGGUUCCUCAUCGAUGAUUUAAUGCAGUAAAGGUGCUUCUAGAUUGGCUUCACCAUUCAGCACAUGUGAACAUUGACCUCCUCCUCUGGCCGGAGUAAAAAACCAAAAAGAUUAUUCUUUCCCCCUCAGCACCCUUCCUUCCUGUCCCAUGUUACUGUCAUAAGAGCAUGGAUCUAUCUUGUCCAGCAUCCUGUUCUCACAGGGGCCAACCAGAGGAACCACAGAAUCAAAGAAUUUUAGACUUGGAAGGGACCCCAGGGGUCAUCUAGACCGACCCCUGCAAUGUAGGAAUCUCAGCUAAAGCAUCCAUGACAGGUUCCCAUCCAACCUCUGCUUACAAACCUCCAAAGGAGAGUCUACAACCUCCCCUGGGAGACUGUGUCACUGUCUAACAGCUCUUACUGUCAGAAAGUUAUUCCUGAUGUUUAGUCAGAAUCUCCUUUUUUGUAACUUGAAGCCAUUGGUUUCAAUCCUACCCUCCAGAGCAAGAAAAAAUUAAGCUUAUUCACUGUUCCAUGGGACAGCCUUUGAGAUAUUGGAAGGUGGCUAUCAUAACUCCUCUCAGUCUCCUCCUGUCCAGGAUAAACAUACCCAGCUCCUUCAACUCUUCCUUAUCAGGCUUGCUUUCCAUACCUUUGAACAUCUUGGUUCCCCUCUUCUGUACAUGUUCCAGCUUGUCAACAUGAUCCGUCUAAAAUUGUAGUGUCCAGAAUUGGAUGCAGUACUCCAGGUGUGAUCUGAUCAAGGCACAAUACAACAGGACUACUACUUGAUGCAGCCUAGAAUAGCACUGACAUUUUGGAGGAUGAAAUUAAUGGACUAUGCAGAACUAGAUAAACUAACAGGAAGGAUUCGAAAUCUGCGGGACCAGAAAUUCACAGAAGACUGGUGUAAAUUUACAGACUAUUUGAAAAGUAAAUGUGAUGAUCAGACUACAUUUGUAGGUUUGGAAGAAGUUUUGUGAGGGGAAUUAUUGGAACUAUUGCAAAAAUGGAUAAAGGGGAGGAUGGUUAGUUAUGAUAAUUAAAGGCAAUAUGAAUUUAAGAAAUGCACAAGAAGUGGUUAAAACGGUGGAUCAUCAGAGGUGCUGAUGGAAGUCCAAAAAAAGAUUGUAUAAGUGGUGAAGUUUUGUGGUAUGUAUUAUAAUUUAUAUGUUAAAAUUAAUAAAAAUUAUUAUAUAAAAAAAUAGCAUUGACAUUUUUUGCUGCUGUAUCACACUGUUGACACAUUUUAAGCUUUUGGUUCACCAAGACCCCUAGAUCCUUUUCACAUGUACUGCUAGUAAGCGAGGUGUCCCCCGCCUUAUAAGUGCAUCUGGUUCUUCCUACCUAAGUGCAGAACCUUACAUUUGUCCCCCUGUAAUUUGUUUCAACUGGUGUUCAGAGUCAUAAUGCCUCUCAGCAGAGAUGGUACAAGGCCACUGUGUCACUGAGUUGCGCUGGUACCCGGGGUCUGUAUCUAUGCUGCCCUGCAUAGGGCACAGACCAGAUCCUGCCCUCAAUCUUGCAAAUAUUUACAUUUCAUGAAAUCCCCAAGCAGUGUGAUAUUCUGCAUGCUAAGUUUCAUGUAAUGUGUGUCAUGUUCUCAACACAGUCGAAAGGAUUUUUAAGAAAUGAACUGCUGCUUGUAUUUCAGCUAUCCCACAAACAGUUCCACUGAAAGAGACUAGGGCGUCCCCUUCCAUUGCAGACUGUGCUCUCUCAUGUAGUUAUGUUGUUGCAGGUCUCCUCUAUUCUGUGACCAGUGAGAUGUUCCUGGGGUGCAGCGCUCACCCAGAUUUUGUUUCCAUUUGGAAACAGAGCCCUGGAUAUUUCUUGGCAGUUGUUUUUCCUUUCUAUACUUGGGUUUGCUUUCAGGUAUACAGGCUGAGCUUAGGCAAAGGUGCAGCCUAAGCCAGCCUUCCCAACCUGGCACCCACCAGAUGUUGCUGGACUACAACUCACAAAUCACCUGUGACCAUUGGCUGUGCUGGCUGGGGCUGUCUAGGCCCCGUUGUUCAUAGAAUCACUGGAUGAGAAGGUCCCCUGCAGGUUAUCCAGUCCACCCCACAACUUUUAGCUCACCAAGGAUCUCAAAGUAGCGCACAUGGAGGUGUAGCUCCCAAUCCUCACAUCAAAUCUGGCUGGGCUGAGAAGUGGUGAGGCUGGUGUGCCGGGGGCAACAAAAUAAGCUUCCUGGGCAAGUUGAGAUUUGAACCUGGCUCUCCCUGGUAAAAGUAAUACUCCAACCAUGACACCAUCCCAGAUUCCCAUACCUUGCUGUUUCCUUUCCAAGGAAUGUAGGCAUUUUUGCCGCAUCCUCCAUAAUUGAUAAGCUCCAAGCUCUGAAAAGCAAGGGAUGGAAUCUGCACAUCUUGUGGUGUCAAAAGAGAGUCUGGCCAGGGAGGGGGAGCGGGCAGGGGAGAGCUUUCACAACAAAGGCAAUAUUUCCUGCCUCCGCCGAUGUGCCUGGGAGAACAGCGAGAACACACUGCCAGCUUUUGACAAACGUCCCUUCUGCCGAGUGUCCGUGCUCCUGCAGCAAAAUCAACAUUUGGCAUUAGCAUAUGUGAAAAUAAAUGGACUGGGGGUUUUUAAAAAAAGAAAAAAAAGUAUUAUCUUGUUUGCAGCAUUUUUUUUUUCAUAGAGAAAAGGGCUGCAAUGGUUUUGGCUGUCGUAGAAUUCCAAAAAUUAAUAUUUUCUCGCAAUGCAUUUUGCCAGCAUGGAGUAGAGGUUGGACAACCAUUGGUUGCCAAAUACCAGCGGUGGAUGGAGCUAGCCAGCCCAACCCCCUCCACAAUGACUUUAAAAUGUGAUGGGUGGGUGGGUGUGAACCCCUUGUGCCUAGGGGUAGGCCCCCCUGAUCUAGGGGCUGAUAUGGCAACCACAAGCCAGCUUGGAUCAUUAUGGGGCCGAUCCAUAUCUGGCCCCAAACAGAACUGCCCCAUGUUUAAUGAGGGCUUUAAACCCCAAUUAAACAUGCAGUGAGGAGAGGAGGGAGGAGGAUAGGAUAGAGAGGUCUCUGUGAGUGUGUGUAGAGACGAGUCUACUGGACAAAGGGUACAUUUGCAUUCCCUGGUCUGCCCACUUUUGCCUCUGGCCCCACAAAGCAGUGGCAUGUGGCCUCUGGGAGGUUGCCCAGGAGGGACUGUGGCCCUUGGGCUGAACAAGAUUCCCCCACGUCAGACAUCAGCAGUCCUGAGCCGGAGGGACCAGGGACUCCGCAGAAGGCAGCUUUCUAUGUUCCCUAUUUCCUGUAUCAAAGUUGUUUUACGGUGAAGAUGGUUCAUACAAUGAUGGAUUGGAUGUUGUCCCUGCAUGCCUGGACCAGUCCAAGGGAGACAAUGCCGUCUGUGCUCAGGAGAUUUAUGUGAUGCAAUUGAAUCUCUGGGAGUAAUUUUUGUCUUCUUAAGGCAGCCUUGAGAAGUGAGGAUUCAGAUCUGGUGUGUGUGUGUGUGUGUGUGUGUGUGUGUGUGUGUGUGUGACUCCUCCAAACCCACCUCCUCUGCAACUACAACAAGAACGUUACUUUGGGAAAGUCUGCCAUGGAUUGCCUGUGUGACAACUACUUAGGGACAAAGGUACAGCUAGACAGGCCACAAUAGAAAAGUUUGGGGUAAAGAGAAAAUGAGGAGUGACAGAAAGCAUAGCCAGGACAGGGCAGACCAUCAGAGUGGCAUGGAGGCCAACAGUAGGUGGAGCCAGAGCCAGGUGGAGCCACUAGGAAUUUGAAUUUUGUCCCAUCCACCCAGAGGCAUACCUAGGCUCCCUUGCGCCCUUGUCAAAGAGCUGUUUCAGCACACACACACACACAUGUCCAACAAGCAGAUUUUGGCCACCCAGAGCAGCAGAUGUUGGCCACACACCCAGGGAGUGUGCAGGUGGGUGGACAGGCUCCUAGCCACUCCAAGCCAGAGUGGAGAGGUGCGAAUAUUUGCACCCUUCUGGGCCUGCACCCUUGGCAGUGUAGCAAAAAUGAACGUUUGAGGCUGAAGGAAAUCUUCAUAUGGCAGUGAGAAAACCAAGGGUGCUUAUUGCUAGCAAUAAUGGCUCAGUGGGAUCACUCUCCAAAAGCUGAGCAAAGCCACAGAAGGGUGGGGCCUUCCUAGUAUGCAUAGCUGCUAUCUAUUAAAGGAAUACACAUGCAUAAACUUCCUUCAAUCUAAAGUUACAACACAAAACUAAUUAUACCAUGUAUGGUCUUUCCUUCAUUACCUAUUCAUUGAGCAAGCGAACAAAGAACUCUCUCUAAGCCUCCCCCCACCCUGCACGUGAUCUCUUUGCAUUCCUUUCUACCUGAGGGGUUAGGACAUUUGAAGGUACAUCUCAGAACAGCAAGGCAUGUCUCCUUUCAUAUGCAGAUGCUUAGGAAUGUGUUUACAACCUUGGGAGUAAAGCUGCUCCUAGCACAAGAUACGGCACAAGGCCUCUAGCCUGGCUAGUUAGCUGAGCUUAUAGGUCUCUAUGUGCCUCAGCAGGGGCCAACCUGCCCAAUCCUUAGGUACAUCCAGUGUUUGUUGGGGGGGGGACGCAGGGGGAUGCAUACCCCUAAACACUUUGGGAAUCUAAGUUUAGCCUCAUUGAGGGGCAGUAUUUCAAUAUGAGUAGGAAAAUGAGAGUACCCCUAAACAUUUUUUAGGGGGAAAGCACUGGGUACAUUCCUGCACCCACUUCCUUGGUGAGUUCUGCUACCUGAGGAAGACAAUGCUGACAGGCUGGCUGGAGGGCAGCCUGAGGGUUGGUGGUAGGACAGUGUUGUAUUUGUUCUAAUGGACCAGCCUCCGCUGCCCUAAUGGCCCCCUUCCCUGCUGCCAAGGGGCCUGGGAGGACUGGGGGGGGGGAGGAUGGUCAGUGGGUGAUUAACCAUUUCCUUGCCAGUCAUUUGCCCCUGAAACAGCCUCCUUUGGACUGCGCUCAAGCCUUUGCUGCCAUUACGGCAGCAGCCAGCAAUGCAUUCCAUAGAGGCUGGAUCUGCCUCAAGCAGUCAGGGAAGGAUCACCAGACACCUACAAGCACCCUUUGGGACAAUGGCCACCUUCAUGUAUCCCCCCUCCCCUGUAAUAAUGGGUGUUUGCACAGGGAAAUGAAAGAGCAUGUAGCAAAAGCAAGAAAAACACACAUGUCUUGGGAUAAUCCUGCAGGCAGCAUGACUGAGUCCGUAGGAAGGUUUUGGUGGGAAUGAAGAUGCCGAAGAGCCUCAACUGUUAUAAGCUGCUUUGUUGCGUGGGUGGGUGCAAUUUAAAGGGUGUAACAUAUUCUCAAUUCAGUGCUUUUGAUUUUACUUUUAUCUUCACAAAUACAGAAGCACAGGUGAAAGGAGAAAGAAAAACCUGCCUUUGCAAAAAGAACCACAACUACUUAAAACCUAUUAUUCACCCAACCCACAACAAUACCCCUACAGCAAACAAUACAUUAACAGCCACUCUCAAGUUUGUUUGCUUUCCCCCCCAGUAAACAAUUUAUUUUCUAUGCCCAAACCAAAAGAAUAAAUAAAGAAGUAUGCCUUUCUAAGGCUCAAAGUGGAAUUUCUUAUUUUCACACUUAUGAAAUAUUUAUUAAAGCAAGAAAAAACUUUCACUGUAAUCUUAAGUUUCGGGCUGUUAUGUAAAGUUCUAAGUUUUUCAAAUGUAGCUCUACAAACAGAGACCCACAAAUGGGGGGGGGGGCAAUUGGAGCAUCUACUCAUUUUGUUUUGUUACAAUUCUACCUCCUUUAAAAAGAAAACCCUAUAAAGGAAACCCAUUCAUCUCUGAACAUAAAAAUGUAACUUAUAGAUCAUCCAGUGAAGCUGAAUACUGGAAGAUUCAAGACAGAUAAAAGAAAGUCCUUCGUGUCGUGCCAAGUUAAACUAUAGAACUUGCUCCCCCAGGAGGCAAUGUUGCCACCAGACUAGAUGACUUGAAAAGAGGAUCCUUGUUGGCAUCCUCUGUCUCGGAGACAGUAGAAGAGUGUGCCUUUGGGGGUGAAGUCAAACUGUUGGAGGGUUAAGGCACCUGCUGUGUCUGUAGAGACUGAUACGGGAGAGACAUGUUUUGUUGCAGCUGGGGCGGAUGAAGGUGUCCAGCUGUGCUGAUGCUGAUGCACCAGAACGUUUCUUCUCUCUGUGCUCCUCCCAGCAGUCCUAUCUUUUCUGGUAACUGCUCCGGGUGCAGGAGCAGACUGUGUCCAGGCACUGCUGUCAUCUUGCAAGGGAUUCCCAAUGGCAGGGUUGAUGUUGCCAGCCUUCACGUCACGUUUUGCAGGCAUCCAGCUUGGGAACAGGAAAAAGAGCGGUCAGAGGGUGUGCCUCAUCCCACAACCAGACCUCACAUUUGGACCAGGUUUUUGGGAGACUGGUUAAGGUGCAGCAACUGGAAAAUAUCACAGACCUUUACCCACCCACUGACUAAGUUCGUACACAAAGUACAUAUAGAGUUUUAUUUUUUUAUUUUUUUCCAGAUCUUUAUUGAAUUUUUAGUUCCAUACUGUACAUACACAUACAUUAUAUUUCACAUUUGUUCUUGCUCUCCCGAGCUGACUUCCCUCCUUCCUUCUUCUGGCUUUCUUGUGUCCUCUUUGACUUUUCAUAUUAUCUUUGUCCAUUUUCCACAAGAUUGUUCUUCUUCAUUUUUUCCAUUAAAUGUCCGUAAACAAAUAAAUCUUUCUAUAUAUACAAAUUCUUGCUGUCUAUAUUCAUUUACAAAUAUUGUUCAAUAAUAAUCCUAAUAUACAUUUUUAAUUCAUUUUGAUAUUAUUAUCCAGUAAAUUUCUUGUAUUUCCCGUUAUGAGAUAUUAUUUUAAUUCUACUGGUUUCCCUAUUUCACAUCAUCUUCUCUAUAUAUAACAUAAAUUUUCCCCAUUCUUUUUGAUAUGUUUCAUUCCUCUGAUGUUGAAUUUUUGCUGUUAAUUUGGCUAUUUCUGCGUACUCCAUAACCUUGUACUGCCAUUCUUCUAUUGUAGGCAAUUUUUGCUGUUUCCAUACCUGCGCCAGCAAUAACCUCGCCGCUGUUGUUGUGUAUAAGAACAGUUUCUGGUCAUUCUUGUCAAUGUCUUCUCCCACCAUUCCCAACAGGAAUGACUCUGUUUUUUUCAAAAACGUAUACUUUAAAAUCUUCUUUAAUUCAUUAUAUAUAUUUUCCCAAUACAUUUUCAUUAUGUCACAAGUCCACCACAUGUGGAAGAAACUGCCUUCUUUCACCCCACACUUCCAACAAUUUUUAUUUCCUGUUUUAUACAUCUUUGACAAUUUAAUUGGCGUGAGGUACCAUCUGUACAUCAUUUUUAACAGAUUUUCUUUUAACAAUGUACAUGCUGUAAAUUUUAGGCCAGUAUUCCAUAAUUUUAUCCACUUUCCAUACUCAAUGUUGUGACCUACAUCUAUUGCCCACUUAAUCAUGACACUUUUGAUUUCUUCAUCUUUUGUGUGCCAUUCUAAUAAAUACUCAUAGACCUUAGACAGUGCUUUUUUGUUAUUUUGUAGUACUGCAGUUUCUAAUAUUGAUUUUGUUUGUUCAAACCCUCUUGUUUUCUUAUCCUUUGAGAAGAUAUCACCCAUUUGACAUAUAGAGUUUUAAUUCUUUGCUACCUAUUACACAAUCUCUUGGAAGAUUUACCUGCCUAUAUUCUAGAAAGCAAUUCAGGGCAAGUUUAAUAUUUUCAGGCAAUCAUGGUCCAGGCUUCAGGUUAGCAUGAGGUGUUUUGUUUUGGGUUUAAAAAAUAAAUAAAUCUGCUGCUCAUCCUCUCUACACUUUUCUUGUACAGCUCUACCAUCUCUGCCCAUACAUUUUGGAGUGCUGUUUCUGCUAUCAUGCAGUGGCCCAGUUACAGUAGGUGAUUUUAGAUCUGGACUUAAUGGUCUUAUGCUUCACCCGCUUCCGCUUUUGAUAGUACUGAGUAAUUAUUUCGCUUACUUCAAGCCUUGCAGCAUUUGGGGGCCCUCCUGCUCAUUCCGCUAAGCAGGGUCCUGGAUUCCUGCCUCAGAGUCCUGCCCUGAGGACCCCAUUACACCCAGGAGGACUAGCUACUUGCUUUAGGUGGGGGGGGGAGGCACAAACUCUUCAGCUGGCAUUUUGGUAUCACUCAGAUUUGGCUGAUCUACUGAGAAGUCAUAGGAAGACUUGGCCUGGUAUCACUCGCUGAUGAUCUCUAAUGUGCUGAAUGUAAAUUAUGGGCGGGUUGCCGUGCCACAUCCAGAAGGAGAGAGCAUGAGGCUGGCUAACACGGGUCUGACCUAGUUUGCAUUCUCUGUCCACCCUCCACUCUGUUAAGGGCUGCUCCUUCUGCUCUGUUUCCCAAGAGGCUUUCUCAAUUUUCUUGCAUGAUGUGGUUGGUGGAAAGGCGGGACUGUUGGACUCUAAAAGAGUACAGACUAUCUGGCUGUGGCUUGUUUGCCUGGGAACGGUGCUCUGUGGGGCUUCCUUUCUCUCUUGCAGCCUUUCCCUCCAAUUUCUUAGCAGGCGCCUCUUUAAGAAACUGAAAUGGGAUGGGGCGGGGGAAGAGAGAAGACAGCCAAAUGGGUGAUGAAGCUUCGUGACAUAACAGGAAAGGACAGAAUAGGUCACGCCACAACUCAUUACGUGCGUUCGGCAUGUCCCAGGGCAAGCGGGGACUAAAAAUAGCAUUUGCCGCUCCAUAUUUAGUUGGGGAAAGAAAGGAAUCAAGUGAAUUUUAGAAACACAUUGCGUUUGUGUGGGUUGGGAAGAGGGAGGUGGCAUCGUGGGAAAGAGGGAAGGAGGGCAGGCAGUGCAGACUUGGGAUGGAGUCAGUGUGACAGGUCUGCUCUUGUGGCCUAUAACCCCAGGGUUAUGGUCCCAGAGCCCUAAAGCGUUUGGACACAGAGACAGCAUUUUAAUGAUCAAGAGGCACUGGGCCAGAGAGUUUUUCCUCCUUGUCUUAGUCAAACAAGCAGACAAUAACCUAUGUUUCCAGGAUCUAGCUACAUACAAGAGUUCCCAAUGUUCUGUCACGCUCCCAUGUGACCAAGAAACGAAAAGCAGGGAAGAAGGGGGUAGAUAAGAAACAAUGCUUGAUUCUGAUCAGCUGAUUUCAGCAGUGGCUGGAAACCUGGGGUUGUAUCUCAACCCCAGCAGGGCAUCUCUUCACUCACCCAGCUUCCAUGCCACAGCAAGCCACAGGGAAGACUUUACCAUGAGCAGAGACGGUUUUAGGGUAGCACAACUGGUGUGGCUGCACUGGGCACACACUGCAGGGGAUGUUAAAGCAAUGCUAUAGCAAUGGAGCAUGAGAGGUGGGGGACAUAAAAUUUUAGCAUUGCACAGGGCGCUGCUGAAAUUUGAGAGCUCAAAGUCUGUCACGGCCGUAAGCGCACCUGUCAGGGCUGUUUUGGUCAAACCAGCAUUGCAUCUGAACCCAGGAUUGUGGUUCAUUUCACUCUAACAAACCAUGAUCAGUAAGCCAAGAAGAAACCUUGGCUACAGAUAGUGGCUGGUUGGGAGCAAAACAAAUGACAAUCCUUGGCUGUGAGACAUAAUAUCAAGUCAGCAAUCAUGUUUCCUCUGUGUGCCAUUUUAGACCAUUCCCUGGGAGGAGAAUGGUGUCCCCCAGUGAGAGUUGCCAUUUUUUUUCUCCAGAAUGCUCCAGAGCAACAGAAAAGUGCUUUCUCUCUCUACUAAGAGCCAUCCAAUGAGGCUGACUGUUGGAAGACCCAGGAAAGAUAGAGGUUAGUAGUUUGCCCCACAAUGCCUAGUCAGUGAUGGAAAUCACUCAUGCAAUCAUACCUAUCCAAAACUUGGAUAACUUCAAAAACAGGUUGGACAAAUUCAUGGUCAAUAAGUUUAUCAGUGACCACUAGCUAUGCUGGCUGUAUCCCACCUCCCUGGUCUGAGGCCUCUGAAUGCCAGUUGCUGAAGAAUCGCAAGUGGGGAGACUGAUCUUGCCCUCCGUUGUGGGCUUCCCACAAGCAUCUGGCUGGCCACUGUGAGGACAGGAUGCUGGACUCGAUGGGCCUGAUCCAGCAGGGCUCUUUUUAUGUUCUUAAUAUCUGUGGCAUUCUGGGAAAAGAAGACAGUGGCUUAUGGGAGGGAGGGAGCCACCAAAAUACAGUGGUACCUCGGGUUACAUACGCUUCAGGUUACAUACGCUUCAGGUUACAGACUCCACUAACCCAGAAAUAGUACCUCGGGUUAGGUAGUGCUUCAGGAUGAGAACCGAAAUCAUGCUCCGGCAGCGCAGUGGCAGCAGGAGGCCCCAUUAGCUAAAGUGGUGCCUCAGGUUAAGAACAGUUUCAGGUUUACCCCAGUCAAGCUUGCAAAAAUCUACCAUGUGCCCGAUAAUAAAUGUUGGAAAUGUAAAGAAACUGAAGGUACAUUCUUUCACCUUUGGUGGACGUGCUCAAGGAUUAAGGCUUUCUGGGAGAUGAUUUAUAAUGAACUAAAAAAGGUAUUUAAAUAUACCUUCUUGAAGAAACCAGAGGCCUUCCUCCUGGGCAUAUUCGGCCAAUCGGUGUUAAAGAAGGACAGAACUUUCUUUAUGUAUGCUACAACAGCAGCAAGAAUACUCAUUGCAAAGUAUUGGAAGACACAAGACUUACCCACACUGGAGGAAUGGCAGAUGAAAUUGAUGGAUUACAUGGAACUGGCGGAAAUGACUGGCAGAAUCCGAGACCAGGGAGAAGAGUCGGUGGAAGAAGAUUGGAAGAAAUUUAAAGACUAUUUACAGAAAUAUUGCAAAAUUAAUGAAUGUUAGAAUGAUGUUGGAUUGAAGUUAAGUGGUUUCUAGCUGUACUGGUAUAAAAGAAUAUGGAAAAAUUGGUUUUUAAUACGUAAAAAUUUAAUGUUAUAAUAUAUCAAGAUUAAAGAUCAGGAUUAAAAAGGAGGGAAAGGAAUUGCUGGAUUAACAAAUUGAAUUGGAAUACAAAAGAGGGAGGUAUGAGGAGGUCCGGGAAACAAGUAAACGUAAGAGAAGUGAUGAAAAGAUGGAAUUGUUUUUAACUGUUUUUUCUUUCUUGUACUUUGUAUUUUUCUUUUUUUAUUGUUAUUUUUCUUAUUAAUGUAAUCUUUUUCUUUUGAAAUUCUAAUAAAUAUCAUUUAAAAAAAAAAAGAACAGUUUCAGGUUAAGAACUCCGGAAUGAAUUAAGUACUUAACCUGAGGUACCACUGUAAGCAUUACUGCUGCCGCCACAUAAAACCAUAACAACAAAGAAAGGGGGAAAUGGAACUGAACAUGAACAAAUAAAUGCUGAAACAAAUGUGCUUUUAAUGGCUGAAUAAUGAAAUGAGUGAAGUUUUUAAUAAUGGAAACAAAUGGACUUACAAAAUAGAGGGGGAAACUGUACACCCCUAAGAAUCAUGAUGUAUUCUUGUUUAACUGUAAGCAGCACAUUAGCAUAAUUUGAUAACUGUCUGCUUUUUAUUUUGUAUUAAAGAUCUCCCAGACUUGCCUGCAUCUCACAGUUUUGCAAGUUUUGUGGGGAAGUGUGUCUGUGCAUGCACACAAUGACAACAGCCAAUGCUAACUCUUCAAAAAGCCAGCAAAUAUUUACAGAGAUGCCGUGUGGGCGGGAGUCAGGCUGGGGAAGAUGAGGAGAGACAAGCAGCAAAUCUUUUCCACAGGCUGUUGUGUUGGCAGAACUUGGCAUCUCCAGUCUCUCUGGUGGCUUUUUUUUCAUGGGAACUCCGAAGAAGCAGGAUAAGCCCUGCCUCUGUUUCUCAGGCUUUUUUCUAGAGCUUUUGCUCUUAAGCUGCCUUCAGCCCCAUGGCCUCCAUGGCCAAAUUUUCAGGGGUGGAGGGAGUUAGAGUCGCAGCAACAUCUGUAGGACACUAAGUUGGGGGAGGCUGGUUUCAAGCUUGGGAUGGAGGCUAUGUGUAGUGUAUUUCUUUACAUUUCCUAAUCAAUAGAUAAAACCUUUCUUAUUCUCAGCUGUGUCCCUCCAGGUUGUUUGUAAGCAAAUUAACCUAAUUUCUGAUGGUCACACCUAGUGAAUUAUACUACUAUAUAUUAUUAAUUUACUACACUAUUCAGGAAUAAUUAAUAAUUAUUGUAUAUUGUUGUCUAAUUAAUUAAUUGCAUUCAUAUCCUGAAUUACCUUCAAAGAGAUCAAGGUAGCAUUCAUGGAAAUAUAAAGUUUUCAUCCUCAGAACGACCCCUGUGAAAUGGUUUGGAAAAUGGUGAUUGACUUCUUGGAUGAGCAGUGUGUGUGUUUGUGUGUGUGUGCAUGCACAUGUGCAGAGGACUGCUCCAAGUCUCCCUUUCUUCCAUUGUGUUCUCUAUGUGACAGCCCAAUCUGAGAUGGUGACAAGGGCUUACUGUGGGGUUUCCUAUGUAAGACCCUUUUGAUACUGUGGAGCGAGAUACACUCCUGGAGCAGGAUAGGAUGGUAGAAUGAACUGUACCACUUCAAGAAAAGGCACAUUUUUUUAAUCUUCCUCAUUCUUUGCAAAGAAAGCAAGUGAGAGAGAAAUAAAUCUCUCAGCCCCACAUUAUUCUGCUGCAUAUAUAGAUAUGACCCAAGUCAAAGAGUGUACAUGUAGUAAACCAGAAUACCCCUUGUUUGGAUGAGAUCUCAACUUGGGGCAAGAGAACUUACCUAGGCACAUGAUAUCUUGCCUUUCUUAGAAUCAUAGAGUUGGAAGAGACCACAAGGGCCAUCGAGUCCAACCCCCUGCCAAGCAGGAAACACCAUCAGAGCACUCCUGACAUAUGGUUGUCAAGCCUCUGCCUCAUUUGCACUAAACUCCUAUGCCUGCUGAAAAGCCUAUUUGUUUAUUUAUUAGAUUUGUGUUCCCCGCCCACAAAUGAAACUCAAAGCAAUUUCCAGGAUUUUGAGCCUUUGUUCUCCCAUGAAGAUCUUCAGCACAAAUACAACACCUCUUUAAAACUCCUUUCAGUUGGGUUUGACUGUCUGCCCGUCCCUGCAAGAGAAUCCAGUAGUGCUUGCUGUGAGGACGUCCUGUAAUUCUGAAACUGGUUUCAAUGUGUAGUGCAAAUAUACUGGUGUCUCCUCCAUCUGCAGCUAUUGGGAUUAGGAGCAAGGCCAGAAGCCCUGACCAUGUUGCUGAGUGCUCUAUGCUUCUUUCUCUUUGCAGACUCUCUUCCAGAGCCCCGAUGAAGGCUGGCAGGUCUACACUUCCGCUCAGGCCCCCGACGGCAAAUGUCUGUGCACGGCUGUCAUCCCUGUCCAGGGCACAUGCUCCAGGGACCUGCGCAGCCGACAACUACGGCAGCUGAUGGAAAAAGUAAGUGAUGUAUUUUUAAUUUGGGGUGCUGGUGGGGACUGCUCUAGACCAAUUGCAGAUGCUGAUUGGGAUGGAGGAAUAGAUCCAGCUGUUUCUGCAGCAUGUCACUUUUGCAGGUGUUCAUUCAUCAGUCUUUUCUGUCCCAUUCCCUUAAUUUUUUGGUAAAGUUUUUUAAAAAUUCAUUCUAUAAUGUAUUAAAAACAGAUAUUUAAACAAAAAAUUAUAACAACAGGUGAAAAUUAAAAGAUGGAAAACAAAACUGCAAAAUAGGCACAUAGAAUUAAUACAGUUGCACUUGGGUUAAAAAAAAACCCAAAGUCCAAGUAAUGACUAUCAACAUCACCAGAUUAUCAAGUCUAGUUCCAGAUUUGCCAAGCUUGUGACAUGGGUCCAUCUUGAAAAUGAUGGUUCUGCUAUAUAUUUCAUAAAAGAAUGCCAAAUCAUUUAAAAAGCAUCUUCAGGUUCUAGUCCUUAUCACAAAUUAUGUGUUAUUUUCUCCAUUAUAGCUAUAUUCCAGAGACAGUGGUACCAAGCGCACUGUGUAAGAUUUUGGGAUGCUUCCUAUUGAGUUGCAAUUCCUAUUCAUGCUGCCAAUAUCAUAUAUAAGACCAAGUAUUUUGAUUAUAUAUCUACAUUAAUCUAUGCUUUAAAAAAAUAAUAAUGAACAAACAAGUAAAUCCACAUUUACAUAAGAGGUUUUGAAAGCGUAUUUCAAAAAACCCCACUUAUUUCUCAAUGUAUUUUAUUUCAAAGGUGCAAGUUGAGCUGAGAACUGUAUCACAGAAUUUGGAGAAGUGUUAACUUUGAAGGAUAACUAUCUUCCAAAUUCCAGCCUCCACAGUAGUCCAGGAGGUGCAGCAGUUUGUAUAGGGGUUCACAAAUAUCAAAUUCCUCAAGCAGUGCCAACAGAUGCUGCAGGAAUUGUGCCCAUUUUGGUUGAGAAAGGAGCGAACACAGAACACUUCUCUUUUCCGAGGACAUUCACCACGAAGCUACCUACUGCUCCAACAGCGGAGGGAGACUAACACAGCCACCAUGGCUGUCAGCCACUAAUAGCUUGUUCUUCCUUCCUCUAAUCCUCAUUUAAAGCCAUCCCAAUUCAUGGCCAUUGUGAUAUCUUGCCGGAGCAAAUUCUAUAGUUUACCUACCCGCUGCGACAAGAAGUGCUUUGUUUUGUCUUUGUUUUGUCUCCCAACAGUCAGCAUCAUUGGAUACAGUGUAUUAAGCAAGAGGGAGCUGAGAAAGGGGGAGUCUCCCAAUCACACAUUUGGGUCCUCAGCCAAACCUUUCAGCCUGGUUGGGGUUCAUUUCCAUUCUAUUGUAGGAUUCAUUCCAAAACAGAGCUUGAGGGGUCACAGCGUUGCCCUUUGUGCAUCAGAACGCAUAGACCGCUGUCCCAUUGCUAAAACAAGGAAGAAAGGGGUAAAUCUCAGGUUUGGGCUCUCGUUUAGGUACAAGGCCUGUUUCCUACCCCCCUCAAAACAACUUUUAAUUACUGCAUUUCCCCCACAGCCCUUUGCUCUUGCAACAUUUAAUUGGAAGCCGGAGACUUUGAUCCUUCUGUUAGCUGUGCUUUCUUCUCCAAGACAGCUCCGCUUCUUAGGAUUCCAGGGAGGAUGCAUGGAGGCUUCCUCUGUCUUACCUUCUUCUGCUUAAUGAGAUGCAAAUGGUGCCUUUAUUGCUCCACAUGGAGCCUCCACAUGGCAGGAUGAGCAGUAAAUCCCCCUCCUCCAGAUUAAUUGUGUUAAAAUCUUAUUACAAAGAGAAGACGGCUUCUUAUUGACUUCGCACGUGCAAAUAAAGUAUUUAUUAGCCAAAUAAGAAUCACAUCAAUUUACAAUUGCAAUUACUAGAAGCCCCCCACAAAGGAGUUGCAGGCGAAAAGAGUCUGCCAAGCUCAGCUUUCACAUGGCUUUUGAAAGCUUCAAAAUGGGGACAGGGAUGGGAAACAAGGGACCCACUUGGCACAUUUACAUGCUAGCUGUUGAUAAGAAACCUGGGAGUGAUUGUAUGUGUUUUAUAACGUAGGUUUCUAGCCCUCACAGUUUUUGGAAGAUGUCUUUGAGACAGUAGGGUGGGAUUUAAUAGACCUGCCCACAUUUGACACUGAGGAGAAGGUAGAAGAAAUGAAGCAUGAACUUAAGGAUUCAAGUUUAGAAGAGAAGCUGGUGGAACAGGUGUGGGGAGGAACAGAGGGAGGAUUGCAAGGACUGUAAAGUCCAUAUCCCUUGCUAAGUAUAUAUGGGAUGCAGUGCAAGCAGCGUUUGUGGUUGUGAGGCCCAUUGUAAAUUUGUCAAGAAAUCAAAUGAGGGAUGCAUACUAAAUGCAUUUAUUUUGUUUUAUUUUUGGUUGGAGAACUUCAUGCCAAAAUUCAGGGAAGUGCAAAUUUCAAAGGAUGGCUAUGUUUUGACUUGUAUCUUGAUUUGGAUAGUGCACAAUUGGUAGAUUUUCAUGAAAACAUCAACCAAACAGUUCCCCUCCCCUCCCUAAAUACAGCUCCCAGAAUCCCUGAUCAUUGCCCAUCUUAGCUGGUGAUGACAGACUUGGAGUGGAGUCGAACAACAUCUGGAUGGAACUGACGUGAUUGUGGUGGUGAUUUUGAUUUAUUACCUGCCCUUCUCCCUAAAGUUCCAGAGCAGGUUACAACCAUUCAAAAUGCAACUUAAUAAACAGUUUUUAAAACUUGCCGUUCCCCCCUCCAAAAAUCUCCACAAUUACUAAAAAUAGGGAGGGUCCUGAUAUAAAAGACGCUGUAAGACAGCUCAUAAGUUUGGACUGGGUCUAAACUAGGGGUGGUCUACAUGCCCCCACCCAAAAAAUACAUGGCCAUAUUUGGAAGUUUUUGGAAUGCACCAAAAUUCACCCCCUUACCAUUUAGGAAUGUGAUCAGCUCUUUCACAUUUUAUGUUUAAUUUGAAGUUUAUUGCUUUUGUAGACAAUGGCAAUCACUUCAAAAUAGUUCUGUUUCCAGAUGCAUGACAAGGAUACAGCAACAUUUUGGGAUGUGGGGGGUGGGGUGGGGAGAAUGCAGAGUGGCUGCAACAAAAGUAGCCAAAUAAACAUGCUGCAAAACAAUCCCUGGUAGGUCCAUUAACUCCAGGGUCUAUAAUUAUUUAGUGGCAUCACAGGUAUGCAGUUUAGUCCUGCUGGCUUCAUGACACGGAAAAGCUGUCUGUGGACAAACAGGCCCCCUCGGCCUGAAGCGAGAUGAGCCCCACACUCCAUAGUCACCUUUGACUGGACUUAACUGUCCAGGGGUCCUUCACCUUUUUGUACCUUUUAUCCUUUCGUAAAUCACUUAAAGGGUUUCCUUUUACAAUCAAGUGGUAUAUAAAUGCUAUGAAAUAAAGUUUUUCCUGCUUGCAUCCCCCCCUGCAUUUCCCCUUGUUUGCAAGAGUUGCCUCUUGUUGCACAGAUCUAGCUACUACUUACUCACCUUUCAGCAGCACAUACCCUCCAACAUUUCUCACUCCCCUGCAACUGACCCUCCUUGACCCACCAUUUUUGUCCUUUCCACACAAACACACACCAGCCACUGCAGAGCAUUUCCCUCAGAAGAAGGGAGAGCGCCACCACCACUUCACCAAUGGGACACAGCACACAUGGCAGCCACCAUCCUGAGAAAAUCCAUUAAUCCCUAUUCUAUUCUAUUCUCUGGCAGAUUUACAAAAGGAAAAACACACACCAAUAUGUAGAAAGGGGCAAGUAGAUCUUUGAUUUUGAAAAAUCAGGACUCCUUGUGCUCCACUCUGCUCGCCCUGGUGGCCCUGCCCUCUGCCAGCACAUCAAGCAGGGCUGGGCCUCAGCAGCCUCUCCUCCUCCUCGCCUGCUCCCCAGCAGCAGCUAUGAGCUGCCCAAGGGAGGAGGCCAGUGGGAGGGGCCCAGGAGAGGCAAUGGGGUGCUCCCCUGCAGCUGCAGCUGCUCAGGACAAGUGCCGGCUCCUCCUCAUCCCCAAACUUGGUGGUGGUGGUGGUGGUGGCCCUGGUGGGGGAAAUAGGGACAUUCCAGGAUCAAAUCAGAAGCCAGGGUAGCUUUUGCAAAUCUGGGACUGUUGCUGGACAAUAGGGGCACUUGGAGGGUAUGGCAGCAUUUGCUACUUGCUUCUUCUAUGGUCCAGUCGAGAUGGCAAAGCGGCAUAGCAAGAACCUGGCUAGGCAACCCCAGCAUAUGGGUCUUGCCUUGCAGCUCAGAAUGUGUUAACAUGACUGAAAGCACAGAACAGGCAACAGCUGGUCAGUGGAGUCUCCAAGUUUGUUUGCUCUCUCUGAGCUCCACAAGAGACACUUAAGCGGCCAUCAGUUGGCAGUGUUGCUUGGGGGUGCUCUGGGUCCCCUCCCCCUUAAUGGAGCUGAGAUUGGAAAGGAGCUCCAUUUCUCAGCAGAGGUUUGGCUUUAUGGUCUGCAUUUGCAGGUCAGGAUAUGAGACAAAUCACACUGAUCUAUUGGGUGCUAAGGGCACUAUUACUCUUGAGUCCUAUCGAUCAUUUGCACUGAAAAUUGCAACAGCCAAGAUGGUACAGUAAUACUGUCACCCAAUGGCUGGGAAUUUUAUGCAGGAAAACAAAAUGAAGAGCCUAUUUUUCGUAGAUCUGCACCAUAUAAACCUAAGUCUGCUUUAUACUUAUAACUGUUUUGCUGUCUCUGGCUCCCCCCAGACUGUAUUUUGGUGAGGGUGCUGCAAAUUAGACUGGCUUCCUUGCAGCACUACAGGUCUCUGUUGAAGCAUCUUGUGGUGUAGAUUUGCCUUUAGUGACAGCAUCCCACAAAUCAGGCUGCUGCAGUCACAGAAUCAGCCGCUACAAGGUGUGGAGAUGGUUACUAAUCUCUGUACGGUAUGAUGUGUCUGCUGUCUAUGCUUUGUGAACUUUCACUUCUUUCUGCAGGGGUAGAGAAGUCAAGUAUCAGGCUUUGGUUCCAAGACUCCUGUCUGCAAACCCUCCAACAUUUCUCUGAUGAAAAUAGGGAAGUCCCUUUUUAAAAAGAUAAUUUUACUAUUUAUACCUCACACAUCUUACUGGGUUGCCCCAGCCACUCCGGGCAGCUUCCAACCUAUAUGAAAACAUAAUAAAACAUUAAACAUUAAAAAACUUUCCUAUACAGAAUUGCCUUCAGACGGCUCAGGUGUCGGAUAACUCCAACGUUUCUCCAAGGAAAAUAGGGAUAUCCUAAGAAAAAGUGGAACAUUCCAGGAUCAAAUCAGAAACUGGGAUGGCUCCUCUAAAUCAGGGACGUCCCUGGAAUAUAGGGACACUUGGAGGGUCUGUGUCUGGCACUUCAGGAUGGUAAGUUAUAUUAGGGCUAUCUGCUGGUCUGGCACACCUACAGACUUGAUGGUUUUCCCUGAGUGUGCAGCUGUGCUAGCCUAGCUGAGCUGAUCCUCCCCAUGGCAGCAACUGAAGGCACAACUAGGACACGGCUGGCAGUGAAUUGCCCUGGUCCAGAAGUAAGAGAAGCAAGUAGAACACUGAAAAGUGCUUUUAAAAAAUCUCACUAAUCGCUCAAAAUAUAUUUUUAAUAUAUAAAGUAUAUAUUUUUUUUAAGCCCACCAUCAUCUCUUCCCUGAUUCCAUACCCCUGGACCUUCAUAUCUCUGGCCUGCUGAAAGCUUUUCUAUUCUAUCAGUAUUACAGAGGCAAUUAAGAAUACAUCUUUCAUAAUAGCUAGCUGAUCCCUGAUUUUAACAUUUUUAUGUGGUUUUAAUGGUAUGGUUUUAUGUAAACUGCUCUGAUGGUUUUUUUAAUGAAUGGUAUAUAACUAUUUUUAUAAAUAAAUAUAUAGCUGUACUGAGACAGACUCUUAAGUUCAACCCUCUUGUCAGGUUUCAGACUUCCAAAUGUUGGCAGCCCUGUGGCAUCAUGGGAAACUCUGCCUUGUGACAUCACUCAGCCUUUGUUUGAGUGUGCAUGUACACGCACACAUAUGAUAUACGUAAAAUAUUCUUGAGAAGGGGAGGGAAGCAGGGAGAAUGAGGCACCCCUCCCCAGCCGUCCCACCCACCCCACCUCUUUACCUCCCCCAAAGUUCUGAAUUGCAAGCAAGUGGCAAAGAGUGCAUUGCAAAAAUGCACUUUUGAAACAAUGACCUUUAGAUGCUCUGAGUGGAAAGCUCUUGCACUUGAUAUUUAUUUGUUUUAUCUCAGCCUUUUGUUGCAAAGGGUUCUGCAUUGCUGUUUCCAUUUCCACCUGGGAAGCCAAGGACAUCCUGCCUGGAUUGGGCAGCAAGGCCAGUGUGAGUCACAAACAAAUGCAUAAAUGAUCCUUUCUCCCCAACCCCCUCAUGCCGCAAAUGUAUUCUUUGCUCCUGCCAUUUAGAAACAUUUGAUAUUUAAUUAACUACUCCGGUGGGGAGGUUGUAGUUGAGGCAGGAAAAAGAGCUGUGGGCAGCCAUGAAUGCUGGAGGGACACUGAGGGAUCAGGAAAGAAGAGUAAUGGCACCCUGGAGAUUAUCGUCUCCUGGUGGGUUGAAAAAUUGGACUUCCUGCCCACAUACCACCUUACUUGCUGCUGCUGUUUCCUUGCCUGUAAAUUAUCAGAGUGGGCAAAUAGAUUUGGAGCCAGUUGAGAGCAGGGCCUACAGAGUUUUCAGAAAACAACACAUUCAGCAUCCUGAGUUCCAGCAAGCGACACUUCUAAUGAGGUUUGGUCUGACCUGCAGGUUUCCCUUUCCUUUUUAAUUGGACAGAGUGAAGAAAAGGCUUCAAAGGUCAAGGAUGGAAGGGCUCCUAGGGAUGGCAAAGUCAGAUGCAAACAGAAACUGGACAAGAGGAAUAACUUGACUCCAACUCCCAUCAGCCCUAGCCAGCAUGGUCAACUCUCAGGAAUGAUGGGGGUUGUAGUCCAGCUGCACCUGGCAGCUGAUAGGUUGCCCAGACCUGCUCUGUUUCUUUCUACAAUGUCUUGAGGGAGAAAUGAAAUACUUCCCACCAUCCUUUUGGGCAUGACUGUUUGCAGGCAUACCAUUUCCCCAGCACUGUUUAUAUUGCACAGGUAGAUGACAAACCUCUUUCAAAUGUGCCUAGAGAGGCCCUGCUGAGAGUCCCAGCUACAGCCAUGGCUUCAGUGACUUGUUGUAGGGCAGGGGUCAGCAAGGCUUACCAGGCAUGGGCCGGAUCAGUCCCACGCAGCACGACACCGGAAAUCAUGUCUGUGCGUGUCUGCGGUGCCGGAAAUCACUUCUGUGCAUGGCCAAAUGCCAGAAAUCACGCCUGCACUGAAGCAAUUUUCUGUAUCUGGACAUGCGCAGAAGCAAUUUCUAGAGCCCCCACACCAUGCCGGUUUAGCACAGUGGGCCGGUUAAACGUUGUAGGGCCUUCUCUGCAGUUUUGCAAAAAAAGCUCAACAACCUUUCUGUCCAGAUUUUUCAGUGUUUGAAAUAUGGCAGUCCUAACCAAAGGUACACUUGUCCCCUUUGCUGAUGCCUUUUCAACUUCUGCUGAGGGCAAACUUGUUCUGUCUGGCCUUUACGGAUUGAUGCAAUUGCUGGCCUGUUUUUUGUUUUGUGUUUUUGCUAGUGAAUCAAGGUCUGUGAGUUUGAGAAUUUUGUGGUUUUAAUGUUGCUUUUUAUAUUGCAUUUCUUGUGAUCCUUGUACACUGUAAUCUGGGUAUUUAGGUUAGCUAACUAUAGUUAGCUAACAGUUAGCUAACUAUUUAGGAAAAUACAUUCUGGGAGUGGUUUUUCUUUUCUUUUCAGGAUGGUGUUGUUAGAAUUAAUUUUCAUCCUUAACAGGGAAGGGUGUUAGUUCUUAUCCCCACAAGCACCUCUAGUUAUUUUGAUUCCAUUUUCAUAUGUUUUUAUUGAUCCAGAAAGAAUUGAGUUUAGAGUGGAGGCAUAGAAAGCAAGGAGACAUGGUGACUUCCAAAUAGCCAAUUCUUUGAGCUAUUUCGUGCCAACCCUCUCCCUCCCUCCCUGUUUUAUGAGAAACAUAGGAUUUGUCUUAAAUAUACCUAUUCCCCCCCCCCCCGACUAAAUUGCCUUUUAAAACCUUUUAUGGCUCACAAAGCCCUGGAUACGGCACAUUGGCUUUAUCCUGGCUUUUAUUGAUAGUUUUUAAUGCUGGUUGUAAUCUCAGCCUGAUUCCUAAUGUGUUAAACCAGACUCACAUCACAGUGUAUUGGAAGGCAGAAGGAGGGACAGCUGCAACUCCAAAGGACAGCUCCUCAGAAUUCUUGUGUGCAUGACAACUGCAGGGGAUGGGCCUAACUCAGGGAUAGUUGUAUGAAGUGUCCAAUUGGAGCUUGUUUGGCCAGCUCAUGCUCUAAGGCAGGGGUGGGCAACCUGUGUUCAUAGAAUCAUAGAGUUGGAAGAGACCACAAGGGCCAUCGAGUCCAACCCCCUGCCAAGCAGGAAACUCCAGGUGUUGCUGUACACCUGCUCCCAUCAGCGUCCAGCCAGCAUGUCCAAUAGUUAAGGAUCAUGGGCACAGCCUGCAGGAUCUCCCUCACACCUUGAUCUGAGGAAGGACCCUAUGUUUGUAGGGUCCUUUGCCAGACUGAGGCACUGGAGCAACUGGAGUGAAUGGCCUCAGAAAUCUCUGUGAGCGUGUCAUUGACCACUUUGCUAUAGUGACAGAUAUUUAAACAGUGUAUGCCACAGUAGUAGGCCAGUGGCAUGGAGAUUCUCCAGGGCCACCUCGCCUUACAAUGCCUUGAUCUAAGAAAGGAUCCUUCCCUGGAGGGAGACAUUGGGGUAGCAGAGAGCAGCCAGCACAUGGAUUGUCAGUGGAGGACCAAACAGCAGCAGUGGUUAGUCCUGUAGUGAGGCUGGGUAGGGAACACCAGUCACCACUUGUCCUGAUUCAUUGCCUGGAAUGAAUGUCUCAGCUUGCCCUAAUUGUGUGUGGUGGGGGAUGGAGGGGUCUGUAGGGUAGAUCUUGCAGCCUAAGCUCUUGGCUCUCCUGUGUGUCUACUGAGCUUUCUUGGGACUGUGGUCAUAGCAAGCAAAUGCAGUGGUUGCAGAUUAAUGCAGAAGCCUUUCAUGGACAUCUGAAUGUGGUUGGUCUUAAGGAAGGAAAUUGUAAGAGCAAGGAUUGUGAUCUUCCAUGCAGCAAAGCUGGGGAAACCAAGCCAGAUGGGCAGGGUAUGUAUGAACAAACAAACAAACAUUUAUUAUCACAAGUCUGCAAUGCCCCCGCCACAGAUUAUCAGUACCGGAGAGACCUCCUGUUUUUCUCAAAGAUUUUUCUGCCCUCUCCUCCCCCCUCCCCCACUGCCCCAAUGUUAGGUCCCUCUGGUAUUGCCUUUUCUUUUUCCCAUUUUUGUAUUUCAUCAUUUGUUUUAAACCUUUAGCACUUAGUUAGUUCAUAACUCUAAGAGAUCUCAGUUGAUUCAUUGCAUGAGUUUUAAUGGCCUCCAUCUGCAUUCAUUUGCCUAUGAAUAAAGCCAUUGUUCUAAAGGGGGGGGACAAGCUUUGUGCUUUAGAUUAUGUGCAUGUAUGUCACAGAAGGCACCAUCUCAGAAAAGUCACUGCCUCCUGAGAGAGAGAAAGGAUUGUCCGUAGCUUAGUGGAACAGCCUAUGCUUUGCCUGAAGAAGGUCCAUGUUCAGCCCCAGCAUCUCCAGGUAAGGGCUGGAAAAGAGCCUGCCUGAAACCUUGGAGGUCUACUGGCAGUCAGUGGAAAGUAGGCUUGGGGAGCCUUUGGUCCUGCAGAUGUUGCUGAACUACAACUUCCAUCAUCCCAGGUCAUUGGCCAUAACUGUGGGGGCUGAUGGGAGUUGUAAUCCAGGUACAUCUAUCUAAAGGGUCAAAGUCCCCCCCCCCCCGGUGUAGAGAAUACUAGACUAGGUGAGCUAGUGGUCAGACCUUGUAAAAGGCAACUUCUUCCCUUGUUCCUAAGGAGGAGAAAUGCCUCUUCUAAGAAGGUACAUUCUAAGAAGGUACUAAAUACUUAAAUUAAAGGUGGCAGAGUUUUUAAAAACCUGCUACCUGAUUAAUUGAAGCAUCUUUUUAAUUAGUCAAAAGACGAAUUAUACUAAGUGGUGUCUAGUCUUUAAGGUGCCACACGGAUUUCUUGUUGCUGCAGCAGAUGAAACAGCACAAUUCUCUGCAGGUCAAGUACUCAGAAGCAAGUAACCAUAUAUCUUAGGGUUGUGGGUUCAAGCCCCAUAUUGGGCAAAAGAUUCCUGCAAUGCAGAGGGUUGGACUAGACGACCCUCAUGGUCCCUUCCAGUGCUACAGUUCUAUGAUUCCAUUGAGUUCAGCAGGACUUCUUGCGAGGUGAGUGUGUACAGCAGGGGUGAGGAACCUACAGGUGUUGCUGGACUCCAACUGCCAUAAUCACUGACCAUUAAUUAUGCUAGCCAAGAUUAAUAAAGAAAUAAGCAAAUCAUGCAAAUGCAAAACUGCAGAACAGCUUCCUGAAGUUAUUGUCCCCCCUUCUCUUCUUUUCAGAGAUGUGCGAAAUUAGAAUUGCUUUCAUUGGUGUCUAAAAGGAAAGGGACUAGAUGGGCUUUUCUGGAGAGAAUAUUCCUGACCCUAAAUAUCACUCACAUUAUGUCUCCUGUUUCUGCCACCUCUUUCUACCCAUCUAACAGAGGAGCUUCUAGUCAUUACAUUCAUAUCUCACCUUUCCUCCAUGGAGCUCAAGGUGGAGUGCACAACAACCCUGCUAGAUUGGUUAGUCUGAGAGGCUGUGACUGGCCCAAGGUCACCCAGGGAUCUUCAUGCUGAGUGGGGAUUUGAACCCUGGUCUCCCUGCUCCUAGUACAACACUCUAACCACUACACCACACUGGCUUGUAAGAGGAAGAGAGCCUUUCACAAUGAUCUCAGCAUACAGGAGUAUUCAGUACUUUAGUUAUCCUGGACCCAGACCAUUUUAAUUGUGCCUGGUGUACCUAGGUGCAGUGUGCUCAUAGAGUAGCAAGUCCUGCUACACAAUCUCACUGCUGUGUUUGGGAGGGACCAGCUAUAUUCCUACACUCCCGCCAAAUGCUUCUCACAAACAGCCCUGGCAUUUGCACGAGUCUAGUUUGGAAGUGACAGAGACAGUCUGGAAGACUGUAGCAAGUUUCCCUCUUCCCUAGGAGAGGGUGCAGCUUGCACACCAGCCAAAUUAUUCCUUUUAUUAUUAUCGUGUGUGUGUGUGUGUGUGUGUGUGUGUGUGUGUACACAAAUACAUACAUACAAUCAUACAUACAUAUUCACCCCACCCCACAACAAUAAAUCAUAAUUUGGUGAGAUGUCUCACUCUCACACGUCAGGCCUUAUUUCACAUAAUAGCCAGAAGUGUCCUAUCUGAAGGAACCUUCUGGCUGUAGCUAAGAUAUCAGGAAUAACAAAAGUGAUUCUAUUUUCCCAUUAAUGCACACCUUGUUUCUCUUCCUCCCUUUCAAUUUGUACGUGUUAGCUUCAUCAUAAAAAGAGCUGUGCCGUGUUCUCUGCAGCCAGUUCCUCCGCUUUCCACACACUCUCUGUGCUGAAUGUCAAUACAUCCAAUACUUUGUUCUCUCCCUGUAACAUCUUUUCUUUUUAUUUUCUUCUAAUUUGUUUGUUCCUGACCUAUAUAAUAGCAUACAACCUUUUUCUUUCCUGCCCCUGCCACUCCUAUUUCCCUCAGUGAAAUCAUGACAAAAUAUUCGUUUUAAUUAUUGUGGAUGCAAAUGCUUUGGUUUAAAGCAAGUUAUCUUCAGGAAAAGAGAAGUAACAGAGAAAACAUUUCAUAUAGAGCAGGGCAAAAGCAGGAAAUUCUUUUGGAAUACUUUAUUUAGAUUAGUAGGGACUGGGAGAGGCUGCUAUGGACUUUCACAGGCUGCCUGAUUUUACCCAGGGGUCAUAAGUGUUCUCUCCUCACUAUUUACUAUUAGGAGAUAAAAAAGCAGCUAUAUGUUUUAUUUUCUUUUGACAGAAGUGGAUGACAUUUGCAGGCAUAUUUGCUCUUGCCAUAUUACAGGCAAAUAGGCCCAGGGGCAUUUUUGCUGGUCACCUUUGCAUUUUUAAAAAAGUGAACUUCUGUAACAUUUAGGGUAGAAUUGAAUGAAAUUUUUAAGUGAGACCACCCCUUCUGAUGACACAAAUCUUGCCAGAUUUCAGAGGUGGAGAACCUGCAGCCCUCCAGAUGUUGCAGGACUGCAGCUCCAAUCAUGUCUGGCCAUUGGCCUUGCUGGCUGAGAUUGGAAUUCAGCAGCAGCUGGAGAGUCACAGGUUAUCUAUUUGCUUGAAGGCGCCAGGUACGGACCCUUCCUUUGUCAUCUGCUGCAUUUUGGUACUGAUGAGAGAAAUACUCUCUAAUAACUCCUCCUCUCAGGUGUGAGUAGUGGUUGUGGUAGAAGAUCAAGCCUGAGCAAAAGGCAGCAGUGUGCAGUUGGCUCUUGUCUAGCCCAAGAGAAAUCAUUUGAGAUGACAUGCACAGCCCUCCUUGGAGAAAGUCAGAGAGUCAUUUCUUCACAGCAGGGAGUAGUGAGAAAAACGUGCCUCCUGAUGAUGCAGCAUAACAAAGCUAUAAAUCUUCCCUUGAGCACCAGCAGGGCUCAGGUGACAGUGAAGUCACUGCUUGACCUUGGCGAGGAUUGAAAUACCUGGAAGGGAAGAGGGAUGGGUCAGAAGCUGCCUUCUUCAUAGAUCUGCACAGCAGAGAGCUCAGCUUGAGCUGCUACCAAUUCAGAGGAAUAGUGCAGAUGGGUCACCCUGGCUUUGUUUAUACCAUCAGGAUGCCAUAAAUGCCGAUGAUGAUUCAAGGUUGAUGUCCUCAAUUCCCUCAGUCCUCACCUCUUGUUUACACAGAGGAGUCCUCAGGGCUGGCCCAGGCCAUUUGGGUGCAAGAGGCAGAAACACAAGUGAUGUCUCUUCCUCGACAACUCAGCCUUACGAAAACAGACACCGCCCUCCUUUUCUAAAAAGCCAUUUAUUUCCAUCACACUCUGUGCCUCUUUAAACAUCACUUUUACAACACAGAAUCAUUACAUUUUAUGUAGCAGAAUGAGUGGCAUGUGCAGGUGAUCAGAGUUAAAUUAAAUUUAAUCAUAGCUUGCUGCCCUGUAGCAGCACCCAAAAUCAGUUGCUUGAGGCCGAGCCUCAUGACCAGCAAUAGAGCUGGACGAGCUAAUUUUAAUUUUAGUUUUUGGUCUGAAGACUGCAUUCGCCCUUGGCCAAUCUUCUGGGGGCUGCAUGCUAGCAGUGGGUGUGACGGCCCCACUUUCCUGCACACACAAUCUCACGUAUACACAUGGGACACACACAGCAACAACACCCUUGGCUGAUCUAUGCAAAUCAUCUGGGGGGGAUUUUUGCCGUCUCCCCACUCAUUAAAAUGAUUGGUCUGAUGUGCAGAAGCCCUCCGACCUCUUCUGAAUGAGGCUGGCCUCUGGGCUGCACAGAGACGGUGUUUGGCUGCCCAAGUCUGUGGACAAGAAAGGGAAGUUGUUAUGUACUAAGCUUGGAUCCUAGAGGCAGGCAGGAUCCUAGAAUGCAACAACCUGAUUGGCCUGCAGGAGCAGCCCAAUCAGGCUCCAGGAGGGAAGCAGAAUCAGCCAAUCAGACAGGACGCAUUGUGUAAAUAAUGUAUGUAAAACUUGAGGUUUUGGGGAAAAUCCAUUCACUGUUUUACAAUCUGCAAUAAAGAGCAUGAAAUCACUAUGCGACUCCAAGUAUAUUUCACUGGCAACAAAGGUGGGAUCCCGCUGAGCUGUCCGCACACCGCACCGCAACCGCCACUCGCAACACCGCUGCAUUGCACCACGCAUCCAGGCCAGUGGGACCCAAGGACCCAGAAUGGCAACAGACAGCAGCUUCAUGUUGUUCAGCCCAGCCUCAGGAGACUGGGAAGGAUACUCCACCCAUUUCCAGUUCCUCCUAGAGGCAAAGGACGUCACUGAUAUAGCAAAGAAGUGGGCGACAUUAUUCAGCAUCUGUGGAGAAGAAAUGUUCGAGAUCGUCCGAGUUCUCCUUGCACCCGCAAAUACUGUGACCAUCCCCUACAACAUGAUAAUGGAACGGCUGAAGGGCCACUUCUUGCCACAGCCCUCGGUGGUAGCAUGUCGCAACGCCUUCUAAGCAAAGCAACAGACCCCCGGAGAAACAAUAACUGGGUAUGUGAUCUCCCUCCACCAGGCCGCCCGGCUCUGCAACUUCACAGAGCCGGAGAACAUGCUCCGUGACCGCCGCAUCAGUGGCCUGAGAGACGAGAAGCUGCAGUGGCACCUCUACGCCAAGAAGGACCUGAUGUUCCAGGUCACCCAAAGGAGGUCCUGGCAACUGAAGCUGCCGAGAGGUGACCUCCCUCCACCAGGCCGAACUCCCUCCACCAGGCCGGAGAAGGAUUCUUGCCGAACUCAUCGUCCCAACCAAGGGUCCACCACAAGGACCUCACCGACGACUCAGAAUCCAACAGGGAGGACGUACACUGAGUGCAGCGGCGCACAAUGCUGCACGUCCACCACAACAGCCUCGGAUGGAAGAGGGGAACUGCGCAAACUGCGAUGAGAGCCAUUAGCGGAGGACUUGCCGUUUCCGCAACGCAAAAUGCCGACAAUGCAGAAAAGCAGGACACAUCGCCCGGGUGUGUUGUUCCCGGCCUGGCCAAUGCCUCACAUCAGAUGGCUGACCCAAGAGUCCCAGGCCCCACGGUCCAACACACCAAGGCAACUCAAUGGAGAUCACAGACUGUCAGAUAUACCAGUUGCCUCAUUCCAAUGCAAAAAAAAAAUACAUUGAGGUACAGAUAGAGGGAGCCCCGUGCCACAUAGAGCUUGAUACAGGCUCAACCCUGUCCAUAAUCUCGGCACAGAGAUUAAGGAAAUUGUGUCUCAGCAGUGGCCCCAAGCUUAGAAUCAUAGAAUCAUAGAAUCAUAGAAUCAUAGAGUUGGAAGAGACCACAAGGGCCAUCGAGUCCAACCCCCUGCCAAGCAGGAAACACCAUCAGAGCACUCCUGACAUAUGGUUGUCAAGCCUCUGCUUAAAGACCUCCAAAGAAGGAGACUCCACCACACUCCUUGGCAGCAAAUUCCACUGUCAAACAGCUCUUACUGUCAGGAAGUUCUUCCUAAUGUUUAGUUGGAAUCUUCUUUCUUGUAGUUUGGAUCCAUUGCUCUGUGUCCGCUUCUCUGGAGCAGCAGAAAACAACCUUUCUCCCUCCUUCUCCCUCCUUAGGCUGGCCCCAUUCACCCUCCGGUACUUCCAAAUAUGCAAGGUCCACACGAUGGGGGUGGGAACCUUCAAUGUACAAUAUCGAGGGCAGAAGCAGCGGUUAGACUUGAUCAUGGUCAAGGGGCCCUACGUUAGCUUACUGGGGUUGGCAUGGUUUGGGCCACUGGGGCUAGCCAUCACUGGGGUGAACUGCACCAGCUCUCACAUGGACAUGGAUUGGGUCAGGGACCAAUCACAGGAGGCAGGAAUGCAAGAGGGGAGGCAAUGACCUCCUAAAGCUGCUAGGGCCCAGGGUGAUGGUAUUUUUCCAAAGUGAUACAGUGACUCCCAAGGAACAAGAAUCAAAACCAGCUCUUAGAAGUUCCACCUGGGGCUGAUGGUCUUAAGACAGGGUGCCAGCUGGAAAAGACAACAAGAGUUUCGUUUCUUUUCUUUUCAAAAUUUUUUAUUCAUUUUAUAACACAAAUAAAGAACACAAACAGAAAAACAAACAAUACAAACAAAUUCUUGUCAUAUCCCUAUUUUUCUAAACAUUGUUAAGUUGGCUUCCCCAAGUCCCUCCUAUCUGAUUUUCAUUUUGUUUCAUCUUUAGCAGUUUACAUAUAUCAUAGUUUCUAACCAUCUUUUUUUUUAUCACACUUAAAAUAACUUCACAUUUUAUCACUUACAAAUAAUACUAUUUUAAAAUACCCUAUCUUCUACUUCUAACCCUACAGCCUAUAUCCACUUCCAAAGCUAUUUUAAGAUUUAAAUAUUAACAUAUUUUUGCAAAUAUUUCUUAAACUUCUUCCAGUCUUCUUCCACCAUCUCUUUUCUCUGGUCUUGGAGUCUCCCAGUCAGUUUGGCAAGUUCUAUAUAGUCCAUCAUCUUCAUCUGCCAUUCUUUGACAGUUGGUAAAUCUUGUUUCUUCCAAUUCUUCGCUAGCAAUAUUCUCGCAGCUGUUGUGGCAUACAGAUAAAAAAAGUAACAUCCUUUUUGGGAAUUUCAUCCCCCACUAUACCAAGUAAAAAGGCUUCUGGUUUUUAAUGUGUUUUUCAACACUUUUUUCAAUUCAUUAUAAAUCCUUUCCCAGAAGCCUUUUACCUUGGAGCACGCCCACCACAUGUGGUAAAAGCUUCCUUCUUUUUCUCUACAUUUCCAGAAUUUAUUAUCAUGAGUAUGAUACAUUUUUGCUUGCUUCACUGGUGUUAAAUACCAUCUGUACAUCAUUUUCAUCAAUUUUUCUCUUAAUACAUUACAAACUGUAAAUUUGAUUCCCUUUUCCCACAAUUUCUCCCAAUCCACCAUCAUGAUAUUGUGCCCCACAUCCCUGGCCCAUUCAAUCAUUACAGAUUUCACUUGUUCAUCUUUCAUAUGCCAUUCCAGAAAUAAGUUAUACAUCUUAGAAAGGUUUUUUGUUUUUGUAUCUAAUAAUUCUGUUUCCAGUUUGGAUUUCUCUGUUUGAAAACCAAUUUUCUUAUGCAUUUUAAACACUUCAUUUAUCUGGAUGUACUGGAACCAAUCAUCUAUUUCAUCUUUCAACUGAUCAUAAGAUUUUAAUCUAAAUUGGUCCCCUACUUCCAUCAGAAUAUCAUUAUACUUCAACUAUGUUUCUUUCAUAUUCAAACUUUUAUGGGUCUUAGCUUCCAAUGGUGAUAUCCACCUGGGUGUUUUCCUUUCUAACAAAACCUUGUAUCUUAUCCAAACAUUGUUCAAAGAUUUUCUAAUUAUAUGAUUUUUAAAUUCUUUGUGAGCUUUUAUCUUGUCAUACCAUAAAUAUGCAUGCCAACCAAAUACAUUAUCAAAACCUUCAAAAUCUAAACCAUCUGUAUUUUCCAAUAAACACCAUUCUUUCAACCAGCAAAAGGCUGCAGCUUCAAAAUAAAUCCUUAAAUCUGGCAGGGAGAAACCCCCUCUCUCUUUCACAUCUGUUAAUAAUUUAAACUUAAUUCUGGGUUUUUCCCCUGCCAGAUAAAUUUAGAUAAUACCUUUUGCCAUUCCUUAAAACAAUUCAACUUAUCAAUGAUAGGAAGUACUUAGAACAAAAGUAACAACUUAGGCAAUACAUUCAUCUUUAUUGCAGAAAUUCGGCCCAACAAAGAUAGUUUCAACCUUGUCCAGAUAUCAAAAUCUCUUUUAAGAUCUUUCCAUAGCUUUUCAUAGUUGUCUUUGUACAAAUUCUUUUUUUUUUUUACACCCAGAUAUUUCACCUUUUUCGCAAACUUCAGCCCUGUGGUUUCAAGAGGACAAGAGUUUCUUGCACCUUGAAUUGUUCUGUGAAAGAGGGACUCUAUCUGCAGGUGCAGCAUUUACUGGGGACAGCUGCUCUGUCUACACAUGGUGGUUUUCUUACUUUCUGGGUGGCACCUUGGCAAUCAAAUAGCCUCGGGUGCUGGGGGGGGGGAGUGUGGAGUCCCAGCUGAAAUAAAGCUUGUUUUAGCAUCUCCAAAAAGGCUUGGACACAAAACAAGCAAGUCAGCCUGUCCUCUACCACCAAUAUGGAUUUCAAGGUCACUUUCAAGUUGUUGUUACUUUAGACAUUUGUUUGUGUGUUUUAAUGACUGCUUGUUUCCUGUCUGUAUCACAGAAGGGAUCCUUGGGCAAGCUGUGUUUCCUGUCUUUCUGUCUUGGCUUUUUGUACACAAGUGUGCAUGCAAGAAAGAAAGAAAGAAAGAAAGAAAGAAAGAAAGAAAGAAUAGGGAGGCUGGAAGCUGAUUAAACUUUUAUUACAACAUGCUGCAAAAUGCCUCUUAAAUAGCUCCCUUCAGAGGCCCCAGCCAUAGCCGUAAAGUACCAGCAGGGGCUAUGUUAAUAAAUAAAUAACCAUUGAAAGAACACUACUUGCAAUCUAGUCUCUUUAAAGCCCCCAAAAUAAAAUUACUUUACUGUUUAUGCUGGAUGAAAUUGAAAAAGCUGGAAAAGGGGAGGAAAGUGCCUGGUUUGGGUAAAGGAAGGUACACUUGAGUGAUUUAGGGUGUUUGUGGUGGAAUAAGGCAAAUAAUCGCUGGAAGUAAGUUGAGAGAACGCGUCAUUUUUGAAUCCUGAAUGUGCUGACGAAGGCCUGUUCCUGACAAUGUUUACAUAAUCACCCUAUCAUGGUGGAAAUCAUUAUUCAAACAAUACAAUAAGUACUAUAUGUUGAUUCAGCCAUUAAUGCACACAAGAUAUUUUGAGUUAAAGGAGAAAGAACCUGAAUAUGAUGUCUUAGAACAGGCAUAGGCAAACUCAGCCCUCCAGAUGUUUUGGGAUUACAACUCCCAUUAUCCCUAGCUAACAGGACUAGUGUUCAGGGAUGGUGGGAAUUGUAGUCUCAAAACAUCUGGAGGGCCGAGAUCGGAUAUGCCUGUUGUAGCACAUGCCAUAGGAAGUAACAUGGGUGUGUGUGGAAGGAGCUAUUAAUAGAGACCCAGGUAUAAUCAUUGUAUAUUUGUACCCAUGCAUUACAAAAAGUAACCCUUAAUUUCAGGGUGGUGUUUUUUGUUUUUUACAUUAACUCAGUGUUGUUGACUUAUGCAUGGAUGGAAUUCAACAUCACACAAAUUUGAUUGUUCCAACAAUGUGAGCAUUUCUGCUUGCCAGUCAGAAUGAUUUCCUCUCCUCCUGAGCAGUGUUCUGGGGGUUCUCCCACCCCACCUAAGCCAAUUUGGGGUGGGGUGGAGGGAUGAGAGGAGAGGAGAGGGGGAAAUGCCCCAUUGCAUUAGUGGGACUUGUGCUGGUUCCUGCUAGUGCAACUAUUUAGCUGAAUCCAACCCUAAACAACUAUGACUUAAAUGGGAACUCAGUUGCAAUAUCAGGCAGAUAAAAGAGCCUUUACAAGCAUAAGUACCUAAAGACUGCUGUUGGAAUACUUCCCUGAACUUGCAACUGUUUUGACAAUGUUCUACAUAAAUCUGGGCUCCAGACCUACAGUAGGUGUGUCUUCUGCCAGGAAUUUCAUCCGUGCCCACACUGCUGCAACUAACUCUGCUAGCUGUUUGUUCAGCUGGAACUGGUGCAGUUGGCUGACGCGCCAGCCGAGACACCACACGCAGCCAUUGAGCAAGCAAAUUGCAUUUGCAAAAUAUCUCCACGCAACGACUCUUAACCUGGGGCUAUGGACAUUGUGCUGCCGUGUGUGACGAGAUGAGAAAGGACUGAUGCUUGGGAGGAAUACAGUCCUGGGUUAUUUGGGGAUCAGAGGGGUUUGGGUUUCCUCCUUCACCCAUGCCAGCAGGAGGUGAGAGAACCAAGGCAUUCAAACAUUUGAGUUGGUUUUGGAGUUGCAGAAGUGCAGCAGAUCACACCCCAAAAUCUGCCAACCUAUCAGAGGAGCUGGUUUCCUUUGAUGUUUUGGGCCAAGUCCCACAGAUGAGAUUAUUCUCUGGUAGUAGAAGCCAAACCCCUCCAAAAGCAUGCAGAACUUGGCAGGAGUCAGAUAUGGAGGUGUCUGAUCUGAUUUGCCAUUUUGAUGCCUCUUGUCCUUUGACAGAACAGUGAGCACCUUUGGCAAAUUCUCUAAUGAAAGCAGCUGCGGAGUCUGGACAUAUUGUGGAAUGGCAAGAGGGACUCCAUCAAUUGUUGUUUGGGGAAGUGAAUGGAGUAGUAUUGAUUUAGCACUUCAUAGACCAGAAGGUCACAAUGGAGCAUGGAGAUUACUUUGUUGUUUGUCGGAAUUUAAAAUGCCAAACCUAUUCAAGCUGGCAUCUGCAAGGUCACUUGAUUUCUUAGCCCCCAUCUAGAGAAGAUUAGUCACAGUUCAGUCCCAUUCGAAAGCAACGAGACUUAGGUCAGUCACAUAACUAAUUUCCCCACUGAUUACACUGAAUGUGAACAUGUCUUUCUUUAGAUCAGGGAAGCUACUGAAAUCAUGCUGCUAGGAGAGCUCAGGCUGAGGAUUGUGGAGAUUCUUGCUAAACUGUGCUCUUUACAAAACAAAAUUUUGGGAGUUUGGGAUCUGUAUCUUCAGAGAUAAGCUUGCCAAGAUGGUGGGCAACACUGGAUGCCAAAGCAUAGGGUGCAUAUGUGCAAACAGGACUGAGGGUUAGGGCUUUAGGGGUCUGCAUCUCUCCUAGAUCCAGAGGCAUAAAACAGUGUAAAUUCUUAUAUGCAGAUACACAAAAUUGAUUCUGAUCACACUUUGAUCACAUAAAAUCCACAUUGCUUACUUGUGGCUGCCCUUCCUGAUAGUGGAUCACAAAGUGAUGGCCAGUUUCUUCUAAAUGAAUUUUUUUGCCUACUUUCAGUCUUCAGUGUUCUUCCUUGCAUUGCCUCCCUCUGCUGGAUUAAUGAAGGCUUUUUCACUCACACACACACACACACACACACACACACACACAGACACACAUCCCACACACCCCUAAUGACUUUCAUCAUGACAGGAUCUUUCCCCCCUGUCACUAAGUAACCACUCAACCUUCUUUAGAGGAAGCUAUAAAAGAGAAUUGAGGUUAGACAUCCUAUACUCAUAUUACCCCAGUGGGGAAGAUGCAGCACCUCCACACUGGUGGAAUGGCUCCUGCACCCUGUUCAUGCUCAGCCUGAGAUGGGAUGGGAAAGCCCACCAAUUGGGGUUUUUGCAUGUGACAACACAGACAUGAGAUUGGAGCCAGUGGGCACAUGACCAUAAGGACCCCCCCCCCAGCACACCUGAAUUGCACAACCCACAUUCCAAUGCCUAAGUGCCCCUACUGCAGCCCCAGUGGCAAAGAAAGCUAUGGCCCCAUUCCUGAAAGAGUCCCUUUAUGACACUCACAACCACCAUUGUGUAGCAAAAUACAUGUAGGCAGUGCUUUUUUUCCUUAAAAAAAAAUGUUUAGGGGUACUCUCAUUUUGACUCAAGAAAAUUACCAUUUUGUAGUUCAAAUCUGGAAAAAUAAAUACAGUAAAUGGACCAAAGUACAAAGAUUCACAAAAUGUUUAGGGGUAUGCGUCCCCCUGCAUCCCCCCCAGAAAAAAGCACUGCAUGUAGGGAAAUGAGAAGCCACACAAUGCAGACCUGCUUCAUAGAUUAUUUGGGCAGGAGACAUACAGAAAGUACAAACAACCCAAGGAAAAACAAUCUUUUGACAAGGGAGCAGGUCAGGCAACAAGGCAAACCACAGUUACACACUGACCACAGCAGCUCCCUGCAUAGGACGUGGGGUUGGGAAGCAACAGGCAUGAAUUUGAGCUCCACUAAGAGAAAGGAGAAGCAUGACUCCACUUGCCUUUUGUAUGACUAGUCAUCUCGGAGGAAAAAGACGGAGCUCCCAGGACUCGGACACACCACUAGCAGCAUAGGGCAAUUUUCUAAGCACUCAGCCACAGGCGGGAAUCAUACCCACCAUGGGGCCUUUGCCUCUCCCCACCUGCAACACACACACGCCAUGCUGUGAUGUUCUGAGUUUCCAUCAGCAGCCAAUGAUGGAGAUCAGGGGAGGGGAGCGUGUGGCCCACCAGAUGUUGCUGGAUUCCAACUCCAGGAUGGCCAGUGGUCAGGGAUGGUGGAAGCUGAUAUCCAGCUGGGAUAACAAGUGAUAUGAUUGCUGAUUUUAUAGAUUGUUGAAAGCUACAAAAAAGCACAAGAGAAAAAUCUCCUUGAGAGAGUGCAGACCCCACUGCUGCACACAUCUGCCUUCCUAAGGGGGUUUUGUUCAAGCUUGCUUCCCCUCAACUAGGCUGACACCAUCUAUCAUCAUCAUCAUCAAUAUCAUUAUUAAUUACAUUUAUUACCAGCCCUUCACCAGCAGAUCCCAGAGCAGGUUACAAGAAAAGCUGGAAACAGUUGUGAAAAGAGUGGGGCCCUACACAUCUCAGGUAAAGAGAGGUGUAUUCAUCUAGGGAGGAAGGAGGUUGCUUGGUUCAUGUUUUACCUCUGGGAUGGGGAAUCUGUGGUCCUCCAGAAGUUGGUAGGCUCCUCCAACUCCCAUCAGCCCUAGCCAGGUUGGCCAAUGGCCAGAGAUGUUGAGAGUUGUGGUCCAACCACAGCUGGAGGGCUUCAGGCUCCCCACCACUAAUGUAGGGCACACUGAUCUGGGUGGAGCCCAGAACAUGAUAUCAGGACAAAAGAUGAACUAAUGCACAGCUCCUGGUUUAGUGGUAGCCUCACACUUCAGGUGGUGGCUGGCUUGCUUUUGAGACCAGUGUGUUCCCCUUCCUCAUCAGCAGACUCCAGGGGGACUGGUGAAUGAUACAGCUCUAUCAGAUGUGAGUGUGUUGCCCCUCUCCUAAAGGCUACAUACAGGAUGGGAUGAGGCUGCAUACAGAGAGGACUCCCCCCACACACACCCUGCAGCGAGGGCAGCCUUACUCAGCCACCUCACUUUAAAAGAUCAGCUUUGAUAGCUUAUUUCUCUUUCCUCUCUACCUCGCCCCAACUCUAAUAAGUAUUCAACUCAGCCUGGUUACAUUAUCAUUCAUAUUUCAUGGGUGCAAAGCAGGGGAAAGGAGCUUGAAUUCCAGCUGGUGCACCAGACUGCCGGUUCCAGCUCAAGUCCCAGAAGAGAAGACUCCACUGUAUGUCUGCCGAACCAAGACUGUAAAUCAAUUGCAGUCUGUAAUGUGAGAGAGGUGCUCAGGAAUACUUGGAUGGAGGGACCUGGCUUGCCUUUGCUUUUCAUAGUCACACAUUCUGUCUGUUGAUUGAUGCUGGGGGAUGGGGGCCUGUGGCCCUCCAAAGGUUGCUGGACUCCAGCUCCCAUCAUCCUUGGCCAUUGGCUAUUCUGGCUGGGGCUGAUGGGAAUUGGAGUCCAAUAGGAUUUGGAGGGCAGCAGGUCCCCUCAUCCCUCUUCUAUAUGCUGUAUUGUUGACCUCAUGGCUGGAAACGGCAAGUUCCAGCAGAGGCACCUGAACAUUUGCACCCCAAAUUGCUUUUAAAAACAUAGCAGCAACAUAAAAUACAGAAUAUAUGGGAUGAUUUCUUUUUAAGACCACAGGAUUGUGGCCAUAAUAUUUUAAAGUAUGGAAUUGAGGGAGAGACACAAGAUUGGAUAUGAUUGUAGUCAUCUUCAUUACAGCAGUUAAUAAAUAAGGACCAAUUUUCUGAACCCUUAUUUUCUUGCUCAUUUUGCUUAGAUUUUAAAAAGUGUGCACAUACGAAAACCUCAUUAGUUUUGCAUUCAAAGCAAUCUCCCUAAUUUUUGUCAGCCAUUCUGACCUCUUUAGAGGCUCAGCUGAGGGAACACCUCUUAAAUAAAACACAGAACCAAGAGAAUUACAGCAAGCAACAGCAGAUCCAGUUAGGGACCCAGUUUAUUAACUAUUGCAAUAGGUCAGCCUUGCCAACCAGUUGCUCAACAGAACCAGUUAGAAAAGACUGCCCAGAGGCAAAUCAGAAGAAAGCUUAUGUUGUAGUUCAAACACAGAAAACAAAGAGUCCUAAAACCUCAAACAUUCUUCUACAUACAUCAAGCAAAGUUACAGGUCAUGGGAUGAUAAACAUGUAUGGCUCCAUACUGCCAUCUGCUCCCCCACAAUUAUCUUGGGGUGCCCCAGGUGCCCAGGCAUUUGGGUCUCAAAUGUCCUACUUUAUCAAUGUUUCCUUAGCAACCAGACCUUUGACAGGGUUGUUGACAUUUCUGUCUCUCACUUCUCUUCUUCCCUGAGCUAUCUCAGGAAGCUUCAAGGAGAUGUUUGGAUUUACACCCUGAUACUAACUAGAACAUCUUUAAUGACCAUUUGUGCCACUUUCAGGGUUAGAUGGGGUUUCUUCUUUAUAGCCUAGAGAGCACAGGGGUUUUAAAAUGUUAUAAAAUGUCAGAGAUGCAUUCUAUCUUUCUAAAGGUUAAGUACCAUUAAUAUUUGAAACAUAAUGGAAUCAAAAUAUCCACCCCCGGGUUUCUGAUUCUUAUGUCAGGGAUACCUUCAAGAAGAAGACCCGCUCUCUGGUUGCCUCCACCACCACAAACUCCUCCAUCUAUCUAAUCCCAUGUAUAAUACUCUGCAAUCUGACCAUCCUUUAGGUGGUGUGUCUUAAGUUUCUUUUCCCUUUUUUCAUUGAGCAGGUGCAAAACAUCUCCCAGUCCAUGGAGGUGCUGGACCUUCGGACCUACCGGGACCUGCAGUAUGUGCGCAAUACUGAGUCGCUAAUAAAGGGGCUGGACUCCAGGCUGAAAGUGGCCACAGAGAGUCAGAAAAAUCUGAAUGCCAAAAGUUUCCAGGUAACUCUUCGACUUGGCCAAGUCCUUCCCAAUCUACAUUGUCACUAUCUCUGGAGGGACGUUGUUUGUGGACUGGUUUUCUGAUGCUGGUGGGUUGCUAGAGUAUUAUUUUAAUUGCUAAUGUUGCUGUUUGAAAGCCAGUUGAGAAUGAGAAGGUUUUGGAUGGUGUUUAUCACAUAUGCCUGAUGGAAGCAGGUGUGGCCCUUCAGAAGUUGUUGGACUACAGCUCCCAUCAUCCCUUACCAUUGGCAUGCUGGCUGAGGCUGAUGGGGGUUGGACUCAAAGAACAUUCAGAGGGAUGCAAUUUUCCCACUGGAGAAGAAUAAAAUAACAAAAAGGAAUAAAUUCAGCUUGCAGCCUUCAACUUCCAGCCUUCCCUUUUUAGUUAGACUGGUAAAGGUAAAGGGACCCCUGACCAUUAGGUCCAGCCGCGGACGACUCUGAGGUUGCGGUGGUCAUCUCACUCUAUAGGCCGAGGGAGCCGGCGUACAGCUUCCGGGUCAUGUGGCCAGCAUGACUAAGCCGCUUCAGGCGAACCAGAGCAGUACACGGAAACGCCGUUUACCUUCACACACCUAUUUAUCUACUUGCACUUUGACGUGCUUUCGAACUGCUAGGUUUUCAGGAGCAGGGACAGAGCAAGGGGAGCUCACCCUGUUGCGGGGAUUCAAACCGCCGACCUUCCGAUCGGCAAGCCCUAGGCUCUGUGGUUUAGACCACGGCGCCACCCACAUCCCAGUUAGAUUGGUACUAAGCAGCAAAAAAAUAAAAUAAAAUAAAUGCACAUUAUGUAUUCCCCUCUCCAUUGUAGCUUAGGAGGAGAAUGAUUUUGAGUAGGAAAGCAGGUGGAAGAAGGAUUAAACACACCUUUUAAUAAUAAUAAUAAUAAUAAUAAUAAUAAUAAUUUAUUUGUACCCCAGCCAUCUGACUGGGUUUCCCCAGCCACUCUGGGCGGCUUCCAACAAAGAUUAAAAAUACAUUAAAAUGUCACACAUUAAAAACUUCCCUGAACAGGGCUGCCUUCAGAUGUCUUCUAAAUGUCAGUCUCACAGCCACCUGAGGCUACUCCAUUGCAUGCAUUGCAUGCAUUGAAAUUUGCACUUCUCCAAAUAUUUGCCAUGCAAUUCUCUAAACAUAAAUGCAUAUCUAUGCAUACCAGUGCAUAUAAUAGUGAAAAUAGCACAAAAUAUGCUUUAUAUUACAGUGUAGCCAAAGGAAAGAGGCAGGAGCUGUGCGGCCUUGAGCCUGACAGCUGCAGCAGCCAAGGCAUUGAUUAAAUAUCAGAGCAGCAGCCAACAGCUUGGUUAGUUUUAGUCACAGUGUGUAGGCAGUGGGGCCCCAGGGGCUGCUGGUAACCCAGCCAAUGGAUCAGGAGUACAGCCCAGGCACCCCUGCUGGGAAAUCAGGGGACAGUGAGAAGAAAUAUGGCAAAAGAGGGAGGGGCAAACUGGGCAUGGUUCCUACUCAGCAGCUGCUGGAGAGUGAGGUGGCAGUUUGGGGGAAUGACCAAGUGCUGCACAAAUUGGUCAUAAUAAAGUGAUUGAUUAAAAGAGAAUGAAGGGGGCAGAAAUGGAGUGGUGAUUUCUAUCAAAGCACUGAUGGAAAAUAGCCCGGCCCCAUCUCUUUUGGGAGGAAGCAGAAGUAGAGUGACUUAUCCAAAAUUGAAAAGAAAAACACCUCUCAAUGCAUAGAUAGAUAAAAAUAAAAAAUGAAGCUCCUCCCCUGGAUGGCCAGUGGCUCUUUUGGGGUCCCAUUGCCACAUGCAUACACUUAGUCAAGGAACACAAGCUCAGGAAACACCGUGCCAAAGUAUUUGACCGAUUAUCAAAAGUAUUCCAGGAUUUGAGUUUUCCUUGAUGUGCAACAAUAAAAGAAAUGCAAGAGAUGCAAUGAAUGAGCCAGCCACAAACAAACCACCCUGUCUUUAGAACAUCCUCAGCAGAGAUGGGUACGGACCAUGUUUUGAAAGUUGCUGUGAAGGGAAGGCUAUCUGGGACUUUGGGGAAAUGGUAAAAAUCACCAUUACAAUGUGGAGAAUAGUAUCUGUGCAUUUUGACUCAUCUUGUGUCUUACAAAUGUUAGAAACUUAUUGUUUAAGUAAAGGUUGAGGAUCAUGGUUCAUGCCUAAGAACCACACCUUUGGUUAAUCUAGUCUAGCAUUACAGAUUAUGACUCUCAACUGCUCUCUUUAGUCUCAGGCAUGAGCCUUUCCCAUAAUCUACUACCUGACAGCAAGGAUUGAAAAUGGGGCCUUCUGAUGCAAAAGCAUGUGCUCUGCUGGGCCACAGCUCCCAUCACCCCUGUCCAUUGGCCAUGCAGACUGGAGUUGAUGGGAGCUGGAGUCCAACAACAUUUGAAGGGCAACAGGUUGGGGAAAGCUGCCAUAGACUAUCCCUCUAAGACUCCAGACUGCCUGUGCCAGUUUCCUUGGUAAGGUUUGUAUUGUGGCUGGUAAGGUUCAUAUUGAACUGUCAAGUGUGACAUCAUCAGAUAAACCUUACAUAACAUAAAUAUUUAAAAGAAACUUGUGCCUUGCAUAGAGGCAGCUGGGAAGUUAAUAUGUUCAGAUGUACAUAUACCUCUUUCUUUGGGCUGAUGAUGAGGCUGCACCUUUAGCCACAUCCUGAGAAGGGUAACAGCCAUGCUGGCCACAGUUAUUUGAGCACUUCAGCACCAUGGAGAGCAGAACUCUGGGAAAGCUGACUGUGAAAAGGCUACAAGUUGUCCAGUGAGGCCAAGCUAUAAAGGCAGCUGUCUCAGCAAAUGAAACUGAUCUGUAGAAAAUGUAACUUGAAAAAAAGAGACAUUGCACAUACUUUUGUAAACCAAGAAAUCUUUAAUAAAAAAAGACAUUAAAAAUAAAUAAAUAAUAAAACGGAAGUUGAGGCAAGGUAUGCCAGUGCAGCAAAUCAGCCAACCAAUUUUCAUUUUCUUCCCCAAGGAUGCUCAAUGUCAAUGGCAAAGAAAAAGACCACUUUACAAUGCAAUUCUUUGCACAUCUACUAAGAAGCAAAUCCCAUUGAGCUGAAUGGGACUCACUCCCAAAAGAAUUUCCUAUGCAGUCUUAUGGCAGCCUUAUUGAACAAGUCCGUGUCUAUCGUGUCUCAUGGCUGAUGCUUAGCAAGCCAUAGGUCUACUCUGUGUAUUAUACAGAGAAAAACCCACAUUCACCAUUGAUUGCAUGCUCGAGGGGGAAUGGUAGCCAGUCACUGUUCUCCGAUUAGCGUACCUUGAUUGUUUGCAGACAUGCAUUUGCCAUGUUUGCACAUUACACAUUUAAUUAGUCACACUUCUUUGAUUAGUCACACUUCUUUGCAGUCUCUCAGCCCACUCACCUCACAGAGUGUUUGUUGUGGGGGAGGAAGGGAAAGGAGAAUGUUAGCCGCUUUGAGACUCCUUUGGGUAGUGAUAAAGCGGGAUAUCAAAUCCAAACUCCUCCUCCUCCUCUUCUUCUUCUUCAAAUGCCCACCUGAAAGAUAUGAAGUGGUUGAAUAACACCAGAAGUGGUUACUGACUGUUUCUGGGUCUUUUAGAAGCAACUAGCAUUUUUCCUUGGCGGCAGCAAUUUCACUCUGGCCUUUCCCCAGAGUCAGGGCAUAUGCUGCAGAAGGUGAGCCAGGGAACUGAUUGCUUUGCCUUGGAGCUGGUUGCUCUUGGUACUCUCUGUUCGCAGACGUAACUCAUGAAUCAGCCAGAGGAGUAUCACAUUUGCAAUUAAAAAACCAAGCGAAUCAACAAGCCCCCUUUGCCUCCCUCCAGGCACCUGUGAGGAGGAAUCGGUGCUGCUGAUAAAUGAGCCCAGGCCAUCCAUAUUCUGGGCCCUUUGCCAUUCAAUUACCUUUCUUGGUAAUUUUUCAACCCCAGCCAGAGUGAUUAGAGACAUUUUGCUGAGAAUAAUGGGCCUCUGGUGUGUGUGCAUGGUUGAGAAUGCAGCAGUGAGCCAGAGAAUGCCAUGCCAUCCCAGAGACAGCUGGGAUGGGGGUGGCCCCUUGGAAGGUCUCUUGAUUAGACAACUGGCCUGCUGGGGUCUAUGAUUCCCUUCUAGAUCCAUGUGCCAACAUUUGAUAGGUCCAGGUGCAUGCUGGGUUAUGAUCAGUUCAGGGCUAGCCCUUGACCAGUGGGCCACCUUGAUGAAGCCGAGCUCCGUGGGGGGAAAUGUACCGGUUUCUUGGGUCCCAGAGCUUGGAGCCCAUUAUGUUUAUAAAGAUAGUGGCUUUGGUUCUCUGAACAAAGUCACCUCAAGAGUGGAGACCUGGUCAGCAAGAGUGUCUUCUGACCUUUCUCCAGUUCCUCAACUGGUUUUUCAGUGCCUGACUGAUGCCCAGCUCAGCCUUUUGGUUGGUCUCUAAACCUAUAUAAACUCCUUUUGCCAGCUCAGCCUGCACUGAAGUUCUAGCUUAUGCUGCUUCAGUGACUUAUUAUCUUUUACUUCAGGGUCAUCUUUUCUACCUAGACAUCAUUAACCUACUCCCUCUGCUGCUUUCACUUUCUAUCCACCCUUGCCUGGGUUAUCUUCCUAUCCUCGUGGAACAUAGGGAGCCACCUUAUACUGAGCCAUGUCAUUUAUUCAUUUAGCUCAGUGUUGUCUACACUGGCUAGUAGUGGCUCUCCAGGAUUUCUGGUAAGGUUCUCUCCCAACUCUCUCCCAAGAUGCUGGGGAUUGAACCUGAGACCUUCUACAUGCAGAGCAGGUGCUAUACCCAUUGAGCUACAGGCUUUCCCCUUGAGCCUGAGUGCUACUUCACCAAGUGUUGGCUCCAGUUUUGGUGGGGGAACUGGUCAAGAUGCCCUUGGUCCAGGCACCUCCCUGGGCCCACCUCCUUACCACUGCCCAUUGUUUGUCCUUUCCCCCUAGGUCUGAUUUGCACUUCCACCUAUGUAGAAGGAGAGGGCAAGGCUGCUGCUCUCUCUCCUUGGUCUUGGCACAGCUCACAUGUAGAUAGAUAGGUAGCAAAAGCAAGGAGGAGGAGGAGGGCAAAGGAUCCCUAGGCAGAAGGUUGUGGGUCUCAAUAGGUGCCCAACUAUGCUGACCCAGCCCAAGGUCUAGUCCCAUGAAACUGUUGUUCAGGUGGAUUCUACUGACCCAUCCAUGUUGACAUCAGUGGAACCACAUUCCGUUCCCCAUGGCUACAUGGUAGCCAGACUCCUGACACUGGGUGUGAUGGUCUUUGGCUUAAAAAAAAAGAAAAAGAGGAUCAGUCUGUUGAAGGCCAACAUUCAUGAUAGCCUAUUGGACCCAUCAUGCUCCAAGGCAAGAUGUCUGCAAACAGGGGAUGAACAAGAAGGAAAGGCCAUAACUGCUUUGGAGCCUCCCAACCUGUUGGUUAGUCAUAGUUGGGAACUGGAUUCUAGAUGAGUAGACAUUUGGAAAAGCUAUAGCUCAGUGGUACAACAUCUGCUUUGCAUGCAGAAGGUCCUGGGUACAAUUCGGCUGCUCCAGGUAGAGCUGGGAGAGAUCCCUGUCUGAAAUUUGAGAGCUGUUGCUGGUCAUUGUACACAGUACUAGGCUAGAUGGAACAAUAGUCUGACACUGUCUAAGCUGGCAGCUUCCUGUGCUCCUCAGCAGUGCAGGGCUUAUGUUCUUGAUGAUACUAGGUACUCUCAUUAUCUUUGCCCCUUCUUUCUUUCCCAGGUGCCUGGGAAAACAUAUUCCACUUGGAUAGCCAGAUAUGGAGCCUGACCUUUCAAAAUAAGACUCUAUUCCCACCUACCACACACACACACACACACACACACACACACACAGUGAAAAGCACUGUAUAUUUUUGCAUGACUUUUUCACCCCAAGGUCGCUUCUCAUCACUAUGCCCUGGGGCACAGCUAACGCUCCAGUUUUGUUGGCAAAUGCAACACAUCCCUCUCCCAACCCCCGCCGCUCCAUUAACAUCUCAGUUCUCUGAACUCAGAAGGUUUUUUUUAAUUGUUUUGUGAUCUAUUUACCUAAAAAUCAUAUUUACUCAGUGCUCAAAGUGGAGUGGGGCAGUGGACCUAGUGCCUACCCCACAACUGGAUUGUUAUCUUUUAAUGCAACAAAUAACUUAUAGCCAUGGCUUGAGGUAGAUAAUUCUUAUCUGCUUAGCAAAAGAGGAAGCAAUAACCAAAAUGUGAGGUUGCCCACACCUUUGCUCUUGCAGUCCAUCCACUUGCAUGCCAUAUUUUCAUACCCCAUUCUGUUCACACACCUAAAGGUAUAAAUAUUGACCUUAGCUCAAACAUUUCCAUUUCCCCCUAUCUCUUAGGGAGACAAGAACUGCCUUACACCAAGUUAGGCAAUUGGUGCACCUAGUUCAAUACAGUUGACACUGACUACCAGCAGCUCUCCAUCUUUGAAAACAAGAGUCCCUCACAACCCUACUUGGAUACACCAGGGAUUGUACCUGACACCAUUUGCAUUUGGAGGAUGGCCCUUUUCACCUCUGACAAUUUCUACAUGCUUUGCCUUUCUCUUUAUAGAAUUUGCUUUACUUUUAAUUUAGCUUUCUUGCUUCAGAGAACUGGAUUUCUCCCCCUUUUUUGUUCACCCCAAUUUAUUUGCUCUUUAACUCCCAUUAUUGUCUUUGUUUAGUGUUGAUCUUUUUGUUCCACAGUUCUUCUUGGAAACUGAGGCCAGCUAUCCCUCCCCUAGGCAUUGCCAGUAAGCACUGACUUCCUUCCACUGGAUGUGCCCAAACCCAGCCUCUGCCCCUUGCCCCCUGCAUAGCAAUGCUGGCCUGGCAUUGCCAGUCUAAUUAGAAUGGAUGGAGCCUUUCUGACAUGCCAACACACCGGGUCAUGGCUGCCAUUUGCCACUGAGACCGCAGGAAUGACCUCUGACCCAAGCUGACUGUAAGUGGAGCAGUUUCUGGCAGGUUGAGGUGGAGAUACAGCCAUUGGGCAGAUGUUCCACAGUAUCAAGCUGUUAGGAGCCUAAUUAGCUCUCAUGUACAAACAAGCAUUUAACAGGACACUUUAAGUCAAGGGGGCCUCUGAUGUUGAGAUAACAACCUACACAAUGAUACUAUUCAAAGAGGUUUUAUAACCCCGACAGUAAGAGCUGUUUGAAAGUGGAACAGACUCGCUUGGGAGGUUGUAGACUUUCCUUCACUGGAGGUUUUUAGCAGAGGUUGGAUAGCCGUCUGUCCUGGGUGCUUCAGUUGAGAUUCCUGCAUUGCAGGGGGUUGGACUAGAGGACUAUCGGGGUCCCUUCCAGCUCUUCCAUAGAAUGAUUCUAUGCUUCUAUCCAGCCCAUGUCACUCUUCCACAUUGGCACAAGCAUAAAGCAGUGGAAGACGUUUCCAUUUUCAGUAUUAAAAGCAGAUUCAUUCCACGUAAACAUGGAAGUGGAAGCAUCAUGCCAAAUGGUCCACCUUAAAGUAUAGUGAGUACUUUAAAGAUAUCCACACAUAAUUUUUAUCAUCCCCCCCCCCCCAAGUUCUGCCUUUUUGAAUUGGAAAAAUAUUUAUUAGGGAGCAUAAUGAGGUAUGAUACAUGUUAGAUCAUAACAUAAACCUAACUUGUACACUUAUAUAUACAGUCAUACCUUGUGUUGCAUCCGCUUCACGUUGCGUCUUUUCGCGUUACAUCCCACGGCAACCCAGAAGUACCAGAAUGGGUUACUUCCGGGUUUCACCACUCACGCAUGUGCAGAAUCACCAAAUCGCACCAUGCGCCUGCGCAGACACAGCAGUUUCAGUUGCGGGCAUUUCACAUUACGGACAGGCCUCCGGAACAGAUCCUGUCCGUAACACGAGGUACCACUGUAAUUGGUUCGCAUUACAAAAAUUAAUUUUUAAAAGGCAUCCAGUUCUUAAUAGAUGAAGCCUCUAUAAUUAUUAUUAUUAUUAUUAUUAUUAUUAUUAUUAUUAUUAUUUCAUCAUAUUAUUAUGUCAUUAUUAUGUCAAGGUACAAUGGUACCUUGGGUUACAUACACUUCAGGUUACAUACGCUUCAGGUUACAGACUCCACUAACCCAGAAAUAGUACCUCAGGUUAAGAACUUUGCUUCAGGAUGAGAACAGAAAUUGUGCAGUGGCGGCACAGCAGCAGGAGGAGGCCCCAUUAGCUAAAGUGGUGCUUCAGGUUAAGAACAGUUUUAGGUUAAGAACUCAUCUCCAGAACAAAUUAAGUACAUAACCCAAGGAACCACUGUAUGUUCCUACCUUUUUCUACAGCAAUUCUUUUUCUUUUUUUAAAAAAAAAUCAUUGGUUUUAUAUAAUUUUAUACAUUUCAACUUUAACCGUUUCAAAACAUUAAAAUAAAAGGUUCUUUUAAACCAUGGGUAGGCAAACUAAGGCCCAGGGGCUGGAUCCGGCCCAAUUGCCUUCUAAAUCCAGCCUGCAAAUGGUCCAGGAAUCAGCGUGUUUUUACAUGAGUAGAAUGUGUCCUUUUAUUUAAAAUGCAUCUCUGGGUUAUUUGUGGGGCAUAAGAAUUCUUUCUUUUUUUCAGAAUAUAGUCCGGCCCCCCACAAGGUCUGAGGGACAGUGGACCGGCCCCCUGCUGAAAAAGUUUGCUGACCCCUGUUUUAAACCUUCGGACAUCCCUCCCUCCAUGGGUUCCAUAUUCAAUGAAAAAAUAUUCUUUUUUCUUUUCCUGCCUCUUUUACCGUUAUCUGUCUGUUAUAUAUCCAUAGUUACCAAAGUUCAUUUCACAUUACAAGCGUCAUUGUAUCCCUGCCAAUGAUUUUAACCGUUUAGAGUCUUUUAGGUAUAUUAAAAAUUUACUCCAGUCUUUUGGAAUACAUGACCUUCCUGAUUUCUGAUCUUUCCCUCCAGUCUCGCCAUCUCUGCAUACUCCAUCAACUUACUCUGCCAUUCUUCCCUGGAUGGCACUCCUCCCUCCUUCCAUCUCUGGGCUAGAAGCAUUCUUGCUGCUGUCGUUGCAUACAUAAAAAGUCUUUUGUCUUCUCUUCUCCUAUUACACCUAACAAAAAUGCUUCUGGUUUUUUUAACAAACGUUUUCUUAAACAUUUUCUUUAACUCAUUAUAUAUCAUUUCUCAGAAAGCUAUUACCACUCCACAAGACCACCAUAUAUGGUAGAAGGUACCCUCUUUCCCUUUACAUUUCCAACACAGAUUUGAACUGGUUCUAUACAUUUUUGCAAAUUUUACUCAGUGUUAGAUAGCAAUGGUACAUCAUUUUCAUAUAGCUUUCCUUCAACGAACAACAUGCAAUAAAUUUUUAAUCCUCUUUCCGUAAUUUUUCCCAUAAUGAAAACUGGAUAUUAUUAUGUCCAAAUUCUCUUGCCCAGUGAAUCAUCACUGCCUUAACUUCUUCGUCUUUUGUAUACCAUUCUAAAAGUAAUUUGUAAAUUUUUGAAAGUACUUUCAGGUUAUUUUCCAACAGAUCUCUCUGUAUCAAAACCUUUUUCUUAUCUACUUUAAAAACAUUGUUUAAUUGAUGGUACUGUAACCAAUCUGUUAGUUAUCUCUUAUGUCUUCAAUUUUUUUCAAUUUUAGUUCGUCUUCUGCUUCUCUUAACAAAUCUUUAUAGGUGGCCCACUCCCCUCUCAUCUUCAAUAUAUAACCGAAAUUGCUUCCAAUGGAGAGAGCCACCAUGUCAGGCUUCGGGGCCAGCUUUCUUCUUACUUUGACCUUAGAUAAGCAAUGCAAGAGAAAGCAGUCUCUUAACAGCAACAGAAAUGUUUAAUGAAUGCAGCAAAAGAACAAAUGACCAUUCUCACACUGUAGGUGCUCCCAGUUAAGUUCCUCCCACUUUCCUCUAGUCACUUCCAUCUUCCCAUUUCCUAUUUACCCAAACUCUCAACCAAUUAGCCUUCUGCGAAGUUAGCUUAUCCAAUCUCCUAGCCCUGGGACUAAGAAGCUGUAUAUCUUCCAGUGAGAGAGAUUUGGUUAACUCUCUCUCCUUCUGUUCUGCCUCUUUUGUUCGCCUCCCAAUUCUGCCCAACUCCCAUCCUCCGAACUGUGUCCCUCAGCAAACCAUUGUUCCAGGUCAAUACUACUCUCCUGCUUCUGUGGAGCCCCAAGAUUCUGGUUCUGAGCAGGGGGAGGGGGGGGGUUCCCACCACACAUCAGAGUCGUAUUCCCCAACCUGAUCCCUGACACACCAUGGUGUUCUCCGCUCCAAUAGAUUUUUGUAUCUAUCCCAUACCUCAUAGAUUGUUUUUCUUACCAGGUGGUUCAAGAAUCCGUUAUGCACUCUUGUUUUUUCAUACCAUAAAUAUGCGUGCCACCCAAACCUAUUAUCUUGUCCUUCCAGAUCCAACAGAUCUGUUUCUUUUAACAAAAUCCAAUCCCAAAGCCAGCAAAGGCAGGAUGCCUCAUAAUAUAACUUCAGAUCUGGCAAGGACUCUCCCACACUUUUUCUGUGAUCUGAUGUAACAAUUCUUUUCAUUGUACUGUCAUAUUUUUAACCAACAUUUUGGUUUUUGUCUUAUUAAGUUUAAAACCAGCAACUUGUCCAAACUCCUGAACCUUUGGUAUACUAGUCAAAGGUUCUCCAAAUGUUAUUACAAGAUUCUCCACAAGGCUUUCAAUUUAUAUUCUCUGUUCCCCAACAAAAUUCCUUUCACUCCUUCUUCUGCUCUUAAAGUUCUUGUAAGGACUUCUAGGACUAAAAUAAACAAUAAUGGUGACAGGGGACAACCCUGUCUAGUUCCUUUAGUAAUAUCACAUUUUUCAGUCAGUACAUUAUUAACAAUCAGCAUGGCUUUCUGCUCAGAGUAUAUAGCGCCUAUUCCUUUAAGAAAUGAUCCUCCAAAUUCCAUCCUUUCCAUAGUCUUUUUCAUAAAAGUCCAUGAGAUAUUGUCAAAGGCCUUCUCCGCAUCAAUAAACAUCAAAGCUGCUUGCUUGUCAUUCCUGGCCUCCAGAUAGUCCAUUAUGUCUAUUAUAUGCCUUGUGUUGUCCUUCAUAUGUUGGUCAGGAAGAAAGCCCAUUUGAUCUUGGUGGAUUAUAUCAUUUAAUACAGUUUUUGGUCUUUGCUAAGAUACUAGCAUAAAGUUUAUAAUCAUUAUUUAAGAGUGUGAUCGGCUUAUAGUUUUUGACUGAAAGUAAAUUACAGCAAUUCUUUGGCAGUUGGUAUAUUAAUUUGUCUCCAGUAUUUGGUGUCUGUGACUCCUGCAGCAGUAGCCAUCUUAGAAUUCCAUCCCUUAUCUUUAAAUAGAUAGUCUUUCAUCAACAUAUGCCAAAAGAAAUGAACAUUGCAGUGUAUCACUCCCUUUAAUAGCAAACACAGGCGCUGGGUGCCAGCAGAAUUGGAGCCAAAAUGAAGCAACUGAGAAGCAAGAAGGAGGUAUUAGAGUUUUCUGUCUCCACAGUCUGAAUACCAGUGGCUAGGAAUUAACUGGUGGGGAGAGCACGGUUGCCCUGGGUCCUAUGUGUGGGCUUCCAAUGGACAAUGGUCAGCCACUGUGAGAACAGGAUGCUGGACUUGGUGGGCCAUUGGCCUGAUCCAGUUGGGCUCUUUGGGUGUUCUUAUGAAUGCUUGGGGGAAUCCAUCUGAAAGUGUUUAGACAACCCUCCUCCAACAAACAAACAAACAAACAAACAAACCCCACAACAGCAAGCCAUCCCAGUCUCAAUAUGGUGCUUGUCAGAUAGAAACAAAAGGCUAAAAAAAGGAGGGUGGGGGGAAAGAAAUAUUGUGAACAAGGGCAUGGCUGCCUGGACCCCUGAACAAAGAACACCACCUAUGGAGAAGUCAGCAGAAUAUGCUGGUCCUGCUUUUUUCUGAUUAUGACUUAUUUUUUGUACAUUUAUUCAAGCGUUCAUAUCUCUUCUAAAAUCCACUAAACCUAAUAUACUUAAUAUCCUUAUUUCUUUAAUUCUGUUUUCUUUAUAUUAUAACUUAGUUUUCUUUUUAACAUGUAUAAAAAAUAAAUCAUGCCCAAACAAUUCUAAACCAUACAGCUUUCAUUGCUUGCUUACAUUGCAGGCAGUUUCAUUUCUCCAGUGUCUUUUUCGUGCAUGGCCAGAAAUGUGCGCAGACAUGCUCCAGUUUUUUUUUCAUUGUUAUGCUCUCUGUUUGCCCUGGGCAAGGGGGAAUCACUAAAUUGUUUAGAAAAUAGACUACUGUGUCUGGGGUUGGCAGAGUGAAUGGGUCAGCUUAUCCCUUUGCCCCUCCAGCAUUGUGUGGUAUCUGAGAGGAAAGAAAGUUGACUGAAAUUUCUACUCAGUUUACUCCAUUUCUCAUCGUUUUAUGUUGUCAGCUAUUGUGCCAUCCAUUCCUUUUGAGAGCACACGUGUAUAGCCAGAGAGUCGUUUUUUUCCACCCAAGAAUAGGUUUUUCUUUUAAAGCAAUUAAUGAUUAUUAUUAUAUUUUCCUGCAUUCUCUCCCCCCCCCCCAAAAAACUAUCCUGUUGUUCACUCUUGUCCUCUUCCUGAGCUCAUUUUUAGGGCCCAGCACUUCCACAGGUUACACACCAUUUUCACUAGGAAUCAUAGAACUGUAGAGUUGGAAGGGACCCCAAGGGUCAUCUAGUCCAACCCGCUGCAGCGCAGGAAUCUCAGCCAAAGCACCCAUGACAGAUGGCCAUCGAACCUCUGCUUAAAAGCCUCCAAGGAAGGAGAACCCACCACCUCCCAAGGGAGACUGUUCCACUGUAGGAAUGUGGGAAUUUAGGAAGCAGCUUUAUACACAGUCAGACCAGUUGACCCAUCUAGCUCAAUAUUGUCUACAGUACGCUGACAGGCAGUGGCUCUUCAUGGUGGACAGCAGCCUUUUCCACAGCCCUACCUGGAGAUGCCAGGGAUUGAACCAGGGACCUUCUGCUAGUAAAGCUUGCGUUCCACGCACAAGUGAUGUCCCUGCUGGCUACUAAUAGUCAAAGUGAUGCAGAACAAACACUUCAAAUGUGCCAUUAUGAAUGCUAGCCUGGAUCCUUUAGCCCAUUAUCUGUCUCUGUCCUAUAUCAAGUAGCAGACUGGAGCACUUAUGCCCAGGUCGAUACACUGCCUGGUAGAUGGGUCAGCCUGCUUCUUGGAAAAAUAGACUUGAGUGCUUCUUCACAAGUACACCCAUCCUGGGCUAGGCCUGGCAGCUGCCUGCUGAAUGUUGAACCUCUCCCAGAGCAAACCAGCAACUAACUACAUGUCCUUGUCCACAAGGAGCAAAGAUCUUCACUUUGAGUGCAGGCUCCCAAAUAUCACAAGGAAGCUGCUGUAUACCAGGUCAUCCUCUUAUAUCCACCUGGUUCAGUAUUGUCUAUUCUGGCUGGCAGCAGCUGCCCGGGGGCACAGGCAGUGUUUUUUCACAUUAACUGCUUUUGGAUCUUUUUCUUAAAGUGGAUAUGCCAAUGGGUUGGACAUGGGACCAUCAUAUGCUCUGCUGAGCUAUAGUAAGUGUCAGAGCCUGGCUUCUCAUCUCUUGAAUCAGAUCUGGACUGAGUAUUCAGCUCCAGGGGAUCUGGAAUGCAGCCAGCGGAAGAUACUGAAUGCAUACACUUCUGGAUAAUAGGCUAGGCUAGGCUGCUGCCUGAGACCAUGAAGUUCCUGGUUCAAGACCCAUCUGCAUUUAUUGUAUUUUUGGUUUGGUACUACCUUCCUGAGAACAAAAACAGAUAUGGAAGAGUGGCAUUAAUUGGGGACGUGACAUGGGAUGGGAGAACCAGGUAAUGUUGGUAUGUUAUGGGACAUAUUUGGGGGUGGGGUAAUGCUAGUCUGGACACCCCACUUGCCAUAAACAGAAGCACCCUGAGAUCAGGUAGAGUAGAGCCUACUUUGCCAAUGUUAGCAUUUGACGUGGGGGUGGCUAAUACAAAAACAGGAUGCUGUUCUGCUCUGCAAAGGGUUCCCACCUUGAUUUUUGCAGCUUCUCAGUAAGAACAAAAUUAAAAUCAGUUAAUAAAGGGGCAAUUUAUACAUUCAAAAGAGUCAAGUGUUAAAGCUUUUCCUGGACUGCACCAUGUUAGGCUGCAACUGGGGGGGGGGGUCACAAAUUUUAUGUUUCCUCGAACAAAAGCCUGGCCGGGGGGGGGGGGCUUGCUGUCCCUUGGCAAAGAGUUACCAGACUCUGCUGCCAUAUGCUGCAUACCAAAGCCAGCAGGACAGAAGGAAGCACCCAGCAGAGCCUUCUUGCUCGCAUAUUGGGGUGUGUGUGUGUUCUGGAUCAGGGCUGACCUAUAAGCAGCUAUCAUAUGCGAGCUGAGGAAUGCAGUAAAGCCAGGGAGACCUUGUUGCUCAGGCCCAAAUGGGAGGCAUUUGAUAGCCCUUCCUGCCUAGGAGCACCCAUUAGCCAGGGUGGGGCCAGACCACCAAAGCUUGAGAGUCGUACUCCAACCACCCCCAAAAAGUUGUUCCAAGCUGCAGUUCCAGAAGCUCACCACAUGGGGAUGCUGCAAACAGAACCAAAGUCCCCCAGUUCUAGCCCCAGUAGUCCCUGACACAUAACACAGAGAAGCAUUCAAAAUACUGCACACAGUUUCCUCCAUCCUCAACUGCAGAUUUAAGUAACUGCAGGGAAAGCUUCACCACUUGAACCAGCUGAAAUUUUAGAGAGAGAAAAGCUCUAAGAGUGAUGUAAGGAGAGCCCACACAAGGCUUGCUGUAUCUGUUUUUAUUUCAAGCAAUGGUUCCAUCUUUAGUGAUCCUUGCCAGGGCUCAGUAGCUGUCAAAGGGCCUGUUAUCCCAAGGAGGUCAGGGGCCUUUUGAGAGAAUUAUGUUUGCUCCACCAACCUGCUCCAGAUUAAGACGGUCCAUGGAGAGUGUCUCAGUCUACGGAACUAACAAAACCCUGGAGCCAGCACUGUUCAUUAAGUGUAGCAGUUGAUAUCCGGUUGUUUGUACACACACACACACACACACACACACACACACACACACACACUCACACCAUAUUUUACGUCAGCGACAGCCCAAGAUUUCCCAGCUAAUUUGCAUGUUCUGUUUCUUAUGCUAUCCUCUGCAUCUUCCAACACAUUCUGUGCUGCCUGCUUCACUGCACUGCAUGCACCCCCACCAUAUUUAUUGCCCUCAUUCUUUUCAGCAUUCCAACCCUCCCUCAAAUUUUUUUUCAUUUGGAGCCCUCUUCUCCUUGCUUUAUGUGCAAAUGUCAGCAAGCUCAGCCAUUUCCCCCGCCUUCUCCACAUCACCUACACUUUCUCUUCCAAAGGUUCCACCUUCCUUGCUGCUGUUUGUUCAUGACCCCUCCCCCCCUCCCCCCUCCCUCUUUCACAAACACACUUUCACUCUCAGCCAGGGUCAUAAAAAAUGCAGCAGCAAUUUCUCUCCCACCUUUAAGUCUCUCAGCUUGCCACCGGCUGCACACAGCUGGCCCUCCCCAGCAAGUAAGAUCUGGCCUUUAAAGUUCAGAGAGCCCAGAAGAUGACGCAAGGAUUGCCAAAGGCCAGCAGCACUGGCACCUGCCUUGUGUCUCACCUUUGGAUGUCGACCUGCUUGACCUGUGAAGGCCUCCACCAGCACGAGGCUUUCGGUGCAGUGUCUUAACAUGCUGCAGGUGGGCGGGCUUGUGAGGCAGGAAGCCUGGCUCCAUUUCCACCUGGUCCUUCCACCAAGGUGACCCUUCUCAUAUUCAAUGGUUAUAAGAAAGAGAGAGAUUUAGAGAGAGAGUUGCUUCUCUACAUUGCCCACUCUGUGGAGGAAGGGCUGUGGCCCAGAAGCAGAACAUCUGCCUUGCACACAGAAGGUCCCAGGUUCAAUCCCCGAUGGCAUCUCCAGGUAGGGCUGGGAAUGCCUGAAACCCUGCAGAAGCCUGCUGCCAGUCAGUGUAGACAGUGCUGAGCUAGAUGGACAAUGCUUUGACUCAGUGUAAGGAAGAUUCCUAUGUUCCUAUUCAUAUUUUCACAGGCCUCUUUUAAUUCCCAAUGCCAACGCUUCUCUAGCUAUUAUGUUCUGCCACUACUGGCAGCCUGUGCCAGGCAAUGAUUUCUUGAGCUGGUGAAGGUUCACUUCUCCAGCCCAUCGUACCUUUUGUUCCGUUGAUAGUGGGCAGGGAAAGUGGUAACAUUUGUGGGCUGAGGAAAAAUAUGGGGUGUCAUCCUGGAUUUCAGGUUUAUAUACUCAGGGUGGGGCUGAGGAUUGGAAACCGUCAGUAAAUCAUGUAAUUAGCACUAAUUAAGUAAGAGCCAUAGCUCAGCUGCAGAACCCCUGCAUUGUAUGCAAAGUUCAGUCCUUGGCAUCUGCAGGUGGGACUGGGAAGGACCACCCUCUAAAAUCCUGGAGAGCCACUGCCAGAGUAGGCAGUGCUAUACUAGAUGGAGCAACUGUCUAAUUCAAUACAAGAUGAACUUAGAAUCAUAGAAUCAUAGAGUUGGAAGAGACCACAAGGGCCAUUCUCAAAAUGGGUCUGUAAGAAUGUCCUUGUACAUGUCUCUUCCUAGCCUGUCACUGGGACUUUUAUCACCCAAAGGUCACCCACAUUCAAGAGGGGCUCCCGCCUGUACUCUUUGGAAUCAUGGAGCAUUCCACUGGCAGAAUUUUGGGAUCUGCCCUGCAAGUUCUCGCUUCACCACAAGGACAUCUGACUGAAGAAGGAAACUGCUGGGAGACUCACAUUGCAGGCCAGAGUCCUCUUACUCUUGGCAAGCAUGUGAUUCCAGAGAGCCAAUUCCAUGGUGCUGCCUGUUUAUAAAACUCAGAUCUGCUGCACUCUCUUAGAACCAAAGUGGAUAUGUCACACUGCACUUCUGAUUUUCUAUGGGUUUUUGUUCUGUUCCUGCACCCUCCUUUUUCUCUCUCUUUUUUUUACCAGUUUGUAGCCCCUUGUGGUUGCUUUGAAAAUUGGGGAUGCUCUGGGAAACAGUGUUUCUCCCUUUGCCCUUUUCCUAAUGUAAAUAUUCCUUCCUCUUUCUAAAGCGGCUGCUGUUGGCUACAUACAGCAAGAAGGAAGAAAGGCAGGUAUGGCACCUGAGAGGGCAAUGAAGGAAAGUGUGAAAAGUCCUCCAUAAGCUACAUCUAGAGUGGUUCUCAGCCUGGCCACCACAUUCUUGUGAGAAGCCUCUCGGCUGUGUAUGCCUCCAGUCAUCUGACCCCUCUGCUCCAAAUACUUGCCACCUCUCAUGCUGGCAGGGGUGGGGAACUGAGCCUUAUCUAGAACCAGCUUGUUUACUACCCAUGUUAGCUAUGUCCUACUUCCAGCGUCAGAGGGAGUAUUGCUGAGAAUGGCGAGAAGAGUAUCAUUGCAUUCAGAUUCUGCUUCUGGGCUUCCCAUGGGAUACUGGACUUGGUGAGCUUCUGACCUGUCCAGCAGGGCUAUUCUCUUAUGUUUAGAGUGUGUAUGAUGUAGCUCUUGAUGGCAUGGAGCAUCUGUCCACAGGAGGAAGCUUGCUCUCUCUUGGUAAACAUCUACAAGAUUCCCAUACCAAACCUUUGUAAUGGGCUGGGUUCCCCCUCCUUCAAACUGUGGGUGCAGUUUUCCUUGCUUAGGUCUUGCUCACUAUCCCAAAUAAUGAGGGGUGUUAUUUGGGGCUGUAGUGAGGAAUUAGGUAGUGUUUUUAAAGUGCUUGGAAUGAACCAGAGUUAGCAUAAGCAUUAUUACUGAUUUUGAAUCUGGGAGGCAAAAUAUGCCUUGUGCAUAUUUAUGACUCCCUAACCAUAUUCCAGGAGUUCUGUCAUCAUUAACAGGCCUGUGGUAAACAAGAUAGGAAGCCUUUGAUCUUCAUUAGGGGAAGGUGAAAGAGAGCAAUGCAAUGUUGCUGUGCUUGAAUGGAAAGAGAAACUAGCUGAUGAUAUACUACUGUUUUGUAGCACACAAAUUUAGGGAUGUUGUCAGUCCCUGGCAUCUCCAGGCAGUUGCUGAAGCCCCAGAAAGGUCCACUGCUGACAUAUUCCUAGGCUUCCAGGCACAAUUUCUGUUUUCAACGGUGUCUUGGAAGAUGACUCAUCUUCUUGGCUAUUUUGAGGUGAAAUGGCCAUUGCCACAAAAAAGGGGCACUCAUUUCCCACUCCCACACAAUGGCCCAGAUGUUGUGUCAACUUCCUCUCCCAUCCCCCCUGGGACCCAAUAUAGCAAGGAAGACUCAGAGGAGAGCAAGGUACAGGCUGGUUCACCCAAGGAAGAUCUGUUAGUACCUUCCCCCAUGGCCUCCCUGCCAGAAGAAGGGUCCCUUUCUUUCGUCUCAGGAGUCAUCAGCAGCCCUUCCUCAGCCUUGCAGAAGCCAAAGGAUACAAAAUCAAGCAAGAGCCUUUUUAAAAACAGAGCCAGCUCCUACAAGAAGGUGAGAUCUUUUCAGGUUAGACAAGGCUUCUGCUCUUUGCUGAGAUGACAUCAUACAGUAGAUGCUAUAGGAGGCAAUAGGGCCACUAUGAGCUGCCCAUGGUUCUGACUUCCCUGACCCUUGCUUAAAGAGAUGUGGCCUGACUCUAUCCCAGAGGUUGGCAACCUAAGGCCCAUGGGCCAGAAGCGGCCCAUGAGGGUCGCUUAGCCGGCCCAUGACCUGCCCCCAAACCCACUCGGCAAGUCCCCGCAUGCUGCGCUAAACCAGUGCGGCACAGGGACUCUCUUCCGCUGCUCUGGAAAUGGAUUCUGCGCACGCCCAGUUGCCGGAAAUCAUGUCUGCGCAUGUCCGCGGCACCAGAAAUCGCUUCUGCGCAGGCACGAUUUCCAGCAUCUGGGCAGGCGCAGACGCAAUUUCUGGCAUUGCGCUGUGCCGGUCCAGCCCAUGGAGAUCUCCAUGGGAGUGAUCCGGCCCAUGCCCAGUAAGUCUUAUCCCUUUCUUCUGAGAGCCUGCAGAACAGGAUGAGGGGAGGAAAGGCUACUGCUACAUAAAUACUUUAUAGUGGUGACAGUUACUCACCUCACCCAGUGUCCUUCUAGGAGGCAGGGUGCUGGCUGGAGCUGCAAGCACCAACAAAUAACUCCUUCCCCCAUGAAUCCCAGGGUUGGGGUCUACCAUUGUUGGUAAGGAAGCCCAUUGAACAGUGCUUUGCUGAGAACCUUCUCAGUCAGUAGAGCAUGAGAUUCUUAAUCUCAGGGUUGUGGGUUUGAGCCCCACAUUGGGCAAAAGAUUCCUGCAUUGCAAGGGGUUGGGUUAGAUGGUCCUCAUGGUCCCUUCCAACUCUACACUUCUAUAAUUCUGUGAUUAUCAUAUGCAUGAAUAUUCCACAGGUGAGUUUUGCCUAGAUCCAGGGAUUCCCAUUUGUAGUCCACACUUCGUCUGAAGAACUCAGGAUUAUCUUAUUAUAGACUCACAGAAUCCCAUGAAGAUGGUUAGUUUGAAAGACCCAGUGAUUUUCACUGCUAAGCACAGAGCAGAGAAGCCAAGCCUCUAUUCUUCACUUAAGACUGCCUAUCCAUUGUGAGGUAGGCCUCCAUAUACAGGCAAGGACUUUUUGUAUCUUAUUGCCUUUUUCAGCAGUCCUGCUUUAUGGCACUGCAUUUCCUCAAUUAUAGCAGUUUGCUACAGUUUUAUUUUGUGUUCUAUGUAUACACUUCUUUUAGGCAGCAAUUAGCUGCUGAAUCAUAAUUCAAUCAAUGAAUAUGAACAAGGAUGAAUCUGAGAUGUGCUAACAAAAGUUAGUAUUCUGCAGGGCUUUCUUUCCCAGCCAAAACUCAGUUCUGGCACCUCUCAGGUGGGUGUCAUUGCCAUUCUAAGAGAACAAGUUCUGGCACCUCUUUUUCUGGAUUUUUGUGUUUCAUCAAACAUGAUGUUUUACCUUGGAUCUUUCUCUAGUUUAAACUAGAAAAUAACAUGUCUGAGAGAUUUCAUGGAUCACAUUGCAAAAUAGGAUGCAUAAUGGAGAUCACCUUUUCUGCAGUGGUGUCUAGUAAGUGGAAGGUCCUGGGAGGUCAGAUUGUCUCCCUCAUUUUUGUAUUCUGCCAUUGAUUGAAAAUUUUCUUGUUUUAGCCAGCUGUCUGAUCACUGCUGCUUACAUUUCCUUGGGAAUACUUGUAGAAUUCUAAUACUGUCUAACUCUCUGUUGGUUGUUAUUUUGUCAAUGUUUUAAUCUGCUCUUUUGAUAUUUUCCUGUAGUUGUUCUGAUUGGAGAAUUGAUACUAAAUAAACUUGGCGUUAAACUUUCAAAGAAUUGUGUCAUAAACAAUCAAAACAAGUCUCUGUGCCUUUGAGUGCUCAAGGCACUAUCACAUGAUGAAGAACGGUGUCCUGAAAAUGCCCACAAGCUCUCAUUCCAACAUCAUUCCUCUUCCCUCCCCCUCCCCAUUUCCUUUUCUGCCAUGUCUUCUAGAUUGUAAGCCUGAAAGCAGGAGCUGCAUUAUUAUUUAUUGAUUUGUAGGCCAUUCUGGAAGCCUUUCCAUCUGUAAAGUCAGCAAUAAAUGAUUUAAAUAAAAAUCAAUAAAUUCUUUAAUCUUCAAGCUAGAUAUGACAUUAGUUCAUGUGCUUGCUUUUUUCAAUAAAUGUUCUUUCCUUGAGCACAGAAUUGCUUCCUGGAAAUUCAUACCAGAUUUCAUUCAUGAUAUCUCAGUGUUAUGAACUAAUGCUGCACAGGCAAGUAGGUGAAUUAAACCAAAAGGUCUCACUUAUCUCAGCCAGUUAGUUUCUGGGUAAUUGCAGGAAUUUAUUAGAUGCUUUGCUGCUCUCAGGGACGUGGGUGGCACUGUGGGUUAAACCACAGAGCCUAGGACUUGCCGAUCAGAAGGUCGGCGGUUUGAAUCCCCACGACAGGGUGAGCUCCCAUUGCUCGGUCCCUGUUCCUGCCAACCUAGCAGUUCGAAAGCACGUCAAAGUGCAAGUAGAUAAAUAGGUACCACUCCUGCGGGAAGGUAAAUGACGUUUCCGUGCGCUGCUCUGGUUUGCCAGAAGCGGCUUAGUCCUGCUGGCCACAUGACCCAGAAGCUGUACGCCGGCUCCCUCAGCCAAUAAAGUGAGAUGAGCGCCGCAACUCCAGAGUCAGUCACGAUUGGACCUAAUGGUCAGGGAUCCCUUUAUCUUUACCUUUGCUUCUCUCACAUGGCAUGGUGUGGAAAGAGGGGUGGUCCUAAGGUCCUGCAGCCCUUGCAUGGUAGCAGAAUGCCAAUGGCUGGUUUGCUAGGGUAGGAAUGGGAAACCUGCUGCUCUCCAGCUGCUGUAUUCCAACUCCCAUCAGCCCCAGCCAGCAUGGCCAAUUGCCAGAGAUGGUCAUUAUGGGAUGUUGUAUACCAGCAUCACCUGGAGGGCCACAGGUUCCAAAGCCCUUUGCUAGUGUCCUUUUAUUUCCCCUCUGAUUUGUCAUUUCCCCACCGGCAGGAACUAAAGGACAAAAUGGCAGAGCUGAUGCCACUUAUCCCUGUGCUGGACCAGUACAAGUCAGACACCCGCACCAUCAUGCAGCUGAAAGAAGAAGUGAGGAACCUUUCGGGCAGCUUGCUGCAGAUCCAGGAAGAGAUGGGAGCCUAUGAUUACGAGGAGCUCCAACAGCGUGUGCUGGUCCUGGAAGCUCGCUUGCAUGCUUGCAUGCAGAAGCUAGGUGGGUACUUUUGUGGGUCCUCUUCUCUCUUCCUCUAUGGACUGAUUCACAAGCCACCCUCUAAGUGAGGUGGUAGAUGUAUUCAAUCCUCUUUUUGCCUGUUAUUGCAGAGUUUGGGAACUUGGGCUCCUGCAGACAUUGUUGGACUAAAACUGACCAUUGCCUAAGUUGGCUGGGGUGAUGGUGGGUGAAAGCCAACGACCUCUGAAGACAAACAGGGUCCUCAUCCUUGCUCUGGAGGAGUGUUCUUCAACCUCAAGGAUGGGGAUGAUGGAUGAGGAUGGGGAUGGGGAUGGUGGGAGUUUUAGUUCAACAAGGUCCAGGGAGUUCAGGCUGAGGAACAAUGUUCUAAUGCCUUUGCCACUCUGGGAGAGCUGUCCCCAACCCUACCAUAGAAUUGCUCUUGUUUGUAAGACAAAGGAUAGUUGUUGCUCAUGCUUCCUAUUAUGGCUAAGAAAGAAAUGGCAGCUUAGAUUGUCUCAGCAAGAGAGUAGUGGCUAUUUUAAUCUUUUCCAUGCCAAUAUGUCUGAAGAACUUUCCCUGCUAGUUUAGGCAAAAUGUCUGCCUGGUCCAGCACCCUCUUUCUAACAGUAGCCAAUCAGGUGCUUCUGUAAAACUUUCAAACAAGGGAUGAGGACAAUAGCCCCCUGCUUUCCUUUGUAUUCAGCAUCUAGUUCUCAGAGGCAUACUAUUCCUGAAAAUGGAGGCUCCAUUGUCUGUUGAUAGAACUUUCCCAUACCAUCUUGCCAAAUGAGGAGCCACUGUCCAAGUCAAAGAUUGAAGGGUGAAAGUAUUUCUCCCCUGCCAUAUCCGCAUUGCAGUCUGCAUGUAAAAGUCCCUCACAGAACUGAGUGUGGAAGGUAGAUUUCCUUAGGGAAUGUUAUUAACUUCCCCUGGCUUUAGAGUUGGAACAUCCAAAAAAACAGAGCUGAGACAGGUAAAGCACCACAUCCUGAGAUACUGACAUUUUAUCAACCUCAGAUUCUGGCAAGACAUACAGAUUGCCCCACAGGAACUGGCAAUUAGAUCUGUUCAGGCACAUUCAAGGUAUUUGUCUGAUUUUCCCUGGAGGGAAAAUUCAGUCGGAGGAGAGCAGAGCUUUGAACUGGGAUCCUGGAAUCUGGAGAAAAUGAAGGCACUUUGACAGCACUUUGCACGCAGAUUUGUUUGUGAGCUGUUUAUCUGGUUUACAGAUUAAGCAGACUGAGAGCUCGCCAGCUCUGAGCUGCAUGUGGGUGACCCGCUUCCUCUCUCUGCCUUGCAGCAGAGUUGAGGUAGGAAAACUCAGGCUCUGUUAUUAUCGAUGUUGUUACAGCAGUCAUUGUGCGAUGACACUUUACAAGCUUGAAUAAAGUAAUGCCCUAUUGUAAGCUUGGAAAACUUUAACACUAGGAGAAUGAUAACACAUAUAUCUGUAACAAUAUGAAGAGCAAAGGGGAGAGAAAAGACACCUGGCUGAAAACGGAAGCAUCAGCCAAGUGCAUUUUCUCCUAAGCCUGAAUUUCACAGCCUGCAAUCAAGCCAAAUAACAGACAACAGGAGUGCACCCCAGCGAUCGAGAGGACGGCAAAUGCAUUUAAUAAAGAUGAACUAAGCACAGCAUGUAUCAAUCCACUUCCCUACCAGCCAGAGCAAUGGAGCUAUUUUCUGUGCCUCCUCCACCUCCUCUCCCCUCCUCACUUGUUGUCAGCAUUGGAUACCACUUGGCAAACCUUUCUGGAGCCAUUUUUUGUGUCUGCAGAGUUGCCUGUUCCUUGCACUGCUUUUGGCUAAAUGUUGGAGGAAAACUGGUCCUCCCUUUGCACCUUAGCAACCAAGACCUGAAGUGGAAGGCUACACCCAGAUGAGCAAAAGCCUGUCAUUGGAUGGGAGGGCAUCCAGGCUCUCACUACCAGACAUAGAACUCAUACUCCCAGCUUGGUUUCUGCCAGAGACUUUAAUGCUUAAAUCAGUGCAGGUACAUGAGCAAGGCAUGGUUACAAGGUAUACCAGGUGCGCAAGAGGAUUAGGUACUUGGCUAGGUGUAUGCUGAGUUGUUGAUCCAACAGGCAGUGGUGUAGCAUGUGUUGGCAGCACCCAGGGUAGGGCAAGGAUUGCGGCUCCUAACCCCCUUGCAGGCAUUGUUCGGGAGGCAACAUGCAGACUUGGCUGCGCCUUCAGUGGCUGCUGCUCAUGGAGAUUGCCUGCUAGUGGCCACGUUUGCCCUCUCAGCUCAGUGAGCUCCCAGCAGGAGUAGCAGCUGGUCUCCUUGGUGGGCUUAGCAGCUACACAAGUCUAAGAGGAGGGACACAGAGAGCAGGCUGAGGCACCAAGUGCAGCUCUUCCCUGGCCACCUGUCCUGGUCAUGUAGUGUGUGGGCUGGUGCUGGUGGGUCCUGGGCAAGCAGACAGCUCUCCUCUCUGUGCUCCCUCUGUGAGGUGUGCACUUCACCGAAGAACACAUACUGGGACGGAGACCCUGGGGAAGAACUGGUGCAGGCCAGGAAAAGUCAGGGCUCCAGCCAGCAGGAAUUCCACCUGGGGUGGAACAUCCCUUUGCCUGUUAGGAGAAGGGGAUGCCACCACAGCCCCAAAGGCCUGGCCCAGCGCAGCUCACCUACCCGCAGCUCUGGAAGGUGGCAGUCAUGUCGCCUUGGCAAAGGGAGCCUGUCGUGGGGGUGCCAGGUUGUGCCCCCUCAGAAUUCUGCACCCAGGACCACAGCCUCCCUCACCCCCAUGCUACGCCCCUGCCAACAAGCAAUAUGCUGGCUGCACCUUCUAUUUGAAGGAGAGGAAGACAUGGCACUUAGCAUGGCAACAAACUGUGCCCCAAGACUGGGCAAGGAAGCAGGUACUUCUCUGAGUGGGGUGAGCUUGUAAGGUCUAUUCAUGAGGUGGAGCAGCUUAGCAUCUGAUUUGCUCUCCAUAGGCUCCUUCUCUGAAGGGGGCUCAUCCCUGACAGGGGGAGGCACUGGGGGCAGUUCUAUGUCAGGAGGGAUCAGACUAGGGGUGUCCAGUUGCACCAGAGUAGAACAAUCCUCUGCUACCCCAAUUGGCUGGAUCAAGCUCAUCAUAUUACACACUGCUGCCAAUCCAUUUCCUGGAUUUCUUUGGGUCUUGCCAACACUUCCUCCAUUCCAGUAAGACUCCACCUCUCUGAUCUCCACCCAUUAUUCCUCAAGAUCAGACUACCUCCUUCAUGACACUUUCAUAUGGGGCUCAUGACAGAGAGUACCCCAGCCUCAGAAGCUCACUUAUGACAGAAAAUGAGGAAAUCAUACAUCUGAAUGUUCCCCCACAGGUAUAAAUUUCCCACUUGUGAAGAGAUGCCAGAGAGAAAUCUAGGUUAAAACCUUCUCUCUCCCUGGGCAGGAAGUUCUUCCCGUGAAGGAACUCCUCCAGCUGCACUUGGAAGUGGAACAGCCCAGGAAGGGCUGUACCACAUACUGAUGCUGCAUGUUUGAGCCGGAUGUAAUGUGGGUAAUGUUUAUAGAACCUUUAUAAAGGGCAAAGACAGUUCUGUGUGCUGAAAUCUAAAUGCAACCCAUGGGUAGUAUCUGGAGCAAAUUCUUUCCUCUAUUAGCUGCUACACCAUAUGUUUUUCUUUUCCAGGCAGCAGCUGCCGUGAGCUCUCUUGGGCUCGUGAGCUCAGACUGUUUUGCUGCACUGCUGAUACCUUGCGAAUAAUAAUCUGGGUGUCAUGUGGGCCUUACUGCUGUGCUGAACAGAAAAUAAAAGAUGCAGAGCUGUCAGAAUAUCACUAGGGUGCACUUAUCAGAGGGGCAAUUCAGAUGAGUCGCCACACAUCCAGCUUGCAAUGCAUCUCACGUUUACCACAUUACUGCAAAGUGCUGGGAAAAUGGGUGGAAGAGAAUCCGCAGGGCAAAUGUGCAUCUUCAUUUGCGGCCUGUGGGUUCUGCUGCUGAUUCAGUGGUAUGGUUGCUUAACCAAGAGCUGAAUUAUCACAGAGCAUACAGUGCACAGUCUGGACAUAUUGAACUCAUUCAAAUAUGUCAUUGAAGAAUUCUGAAUGCUUUUGGAAUUCAACUUUGAGAGGCUGUGGUUUUCUAAAUUGGAAAAAAAAAAUGUUUUGUUCAAGUUAAGCCAACAGUGUUGAUCAUGCAGUAAUAUCAGUGCUGAAGUAAGGCUCGGGGGGGGGGGGUUGAGCAGGAACUCAGGGGAACUGAGUUCCCUUAACCUUUUAAAAUUAAAUAUCCCCCCCCCCCCCGUGGGGGCUGGAAUGGAUAUACACCCAAUGCCUGAGCCAAAAAUCCAUCUAAAUUUGUAAUCAAUAAAGUUGUGGCCUUUUCUAAUCCAGACGAUUGCCUGCUUGAGUUUAUUAAUCAUUCACAUUUAGCCACUGCACGGGGGGUGGGGGGUGGGGUGGCACUGCAAUUGGGCCCAAACAAACUUUUGUCCCCUCACAAAAGAACAGUGAUUUGUCCAGGGCUGCCCAUGGAUCCCAUAGCCAAAGAGGAAUCUGAACUCAAGACAAAAAUCUUCCUGGUGGGCCACAUUGUUUUUCCUUGGCCAAUGAGACCUGCUUCCAGCUUUUCCCUUCUCACAUGUCCUCUAAGCCUCUCAUCCCUCUCUGUUUUGUACUUCAGGGUGUGGAAAGCUUACAGGGGUAAGCAACCCCAUCACCAUCCGGGCAUCAGGCUCCAGAUUUGGCUCUUGGAUGACGGACACCAUGGCCCCAAGUUCUGACAGCCGGGUGAGUGCAUGAGAGACAAAAUUCCCCUAGGCUCACUUACUUAGAAUCAAGGAUGAAUUGCUCUCAGGAGACUCUGGAGCUGCUCGUAAGUGGGGUUGCUGGCUUGUACGUCAACAGCCCACAACCCAGAAGGUUAAUGUUUUGUUUAAACCUAGCACAAAUAUAAAUUAGACUGAACUCACAGAAUUUCCCCAGGUUAUUUGAUUUUAAUGAGUGAAACCUGACUAAAUAAGCACAAAACCUUCUAAGUUUUGAGACUGUACCAAACACAUGGCAUAAAGUCAUCUGUCCGGAUUGUAGGAUAGAAGAUUAGCAAAAGGCAGAGGGGAGAAAAUGGUGCUAAUGAACAGGGGAAGGGGCGUGGCUCAAGGAUAGAGCAUCAGCUUUGCAAGAUUGGAGGUUUGAGCCUUAGCAACUCCAGGAAAGGCCGAGAGAGAUUCCCAGUCUGAAAUCCUGAAUGCUGCUGCCAGUCAGUGUAGACUAUACUGAGCUAAAUGGACCAAUGGUCUGACUCUGCAUAAAGCAGCUUCCUAUCCUCCUAACAUCUUAGAAGAGAGAAGGAGAACUCUUGCCACUGUUGUAAACAAAAGCUGCCCUUUUUCCCUUAUGGGGUAUCCAAGAGCCCAUAUAGAGUCCUUACGUGGGCUCCCUAUUGGUAGGAGAAAAUAACAGAGACCAACCAGAGAAUAUUGAGAAGCAAAGCAGCUAGUAAGCCUGAUCUUUAUUGAUCUGUUGCAACCGGGUGCUCCCCUCACACACAGAAAAGGAGGAGGACCCAGAACAAAGGUGUGCCUGCCCUUAUAUAGACAUUUUAAAUUCCCUGUCCUGGAGCCCAAGACCACCCCUCCAUACAUCAUAUUUACAUCAGAGAAAAGGCGGUCUACAACAGAAAUUUGAAUGUUGUUGUUUUUCCUCUCUGCCAGGUUAUCUGAUAAUGCCUUAUCUAAUUGCCUUUCCUGGUAGUCUGGCCAUUCCUUUGAAAUGGUGAUUACCCAAUUCCUGUAACAAGGAAGGUUUUUUCACCUCCUCUCUCCUUGCAGAGAAACAUUUGGUCAGCUUGGGAGUCAAAAUGGUUUCAGGACUGUCUUCCUGUGCGGCUUCAGACAUGUGGUUUAUAUAUUUAUGUACGUGUUUGCUUGGUACAUUUAUGAACAUUUAUUAUAUAUCUAAGACCAUAAAAUUCUUAUAACACCACCACUUGACAUUGGACUUGGACUUAGAGGUGGGGUACGGGAGUAUUAUGCUCUACUACUUCUCAUAGUAAUCUCAAGUGGCCCAGAACCCCUUUCCUUUUCUGUUCCUCAGAUUAUUCUGGUGGUGGGCUGGAGUCACAGCCGCACCGUAUAUUUAAAGCACUUUUAUGCCACUUGUACAGGCGUGGUUCCCCCUGUGGUGUAGUGGUUAAGAGCGGUAGUCUCGUAAUCUGGGGAACCGGUUCGCGUCUCCGCUCCUCCACAUGCAGCUGCUGGGUGACCUUGGGCCAGUCACACUUCUUUGAAGUCUCUCAGCCCCACUCACCUCACAGAAUGUUUGUUGUGGGGGAGAAAGGGAAAGGGAAAUGUUAGCCACUUUGAGACUCCUUCGGGUAGUGAUAAAGCAGGAUAUCAAAUCCAAACUCCUCCUCCUCCUCCUCCUCCUCCUCCUCUUCUUCCCUUCCCAAAAAUCCUGGGACCUGUAGUUUGGGACCUGUAGUUUAAGGGUGCUGUGAAUCAUAGCUCUGUGAGGUGUAAACUACAGCUUCCAGGAUUUAAAUUACUAACACCCUUGGUUCCCCACCCCCCAUCCUAGAACUUGUGGUCUGAUAAGGGUGGUGCAAAUUAUAACAAUGAAGAAGAAGAGUUUGGAUUUGAUAUCCCGCUUUAUCACUACCCUAAGGAGUCUCAAAGUGGCUAACAAUCUCCUUUUCCCUUCCUCCCUCACAACAAACACUCUGUGAGGUGAGGAGCAAACUACAGUUCAGAAUUUUUUGUGGGGGAGCUAUGGUAUAAAUGUGCUUUAAAUGUAUGGUGCGGACAUAAAUUGAGAGGGGGAAAUGGCCUAGUGGCUCAGCAGUGGAGGUAUUGGGCUGGAUUGAGAUCUUAUCUCAACUGAAAAGGUGAAAGAUUUAUACAAUCUGUUGAGUAGUCAGAGGAUUAUCUCUUAUCUUUCCACCUUCCCAAUGCAUCCCCAAUUAUCAACCUUUUUGUAAAAGAGGGUUUGGGAGUGGCCUGGAAAACAGAGCUUCCUCCUGUCUAAAAGGUAAAGGUAAAGGGACCCCUAGCUCUUUUUCCUGGUCACACCAAAAGCUGACAGAGAAGCUGGCUGUUUAAACAAACACACACAGUUUUCCAACAUAAGUAUGGGAUGACUAAAUCAGCAUCUUUUAUAACUUAAUUUACAUUGGUUUUGCAGUUCAGCUUAAUUGAUGCUCUGAGAAAUGUACGGGUUUGAAAGUGGCCAAUGUGGUCCCUAGGAAGUUCAGAAUCCCUAUUGUAGGCAAAAAUUGAAAAAUGGGAUAGCAGAAAUGUUAACGGUUGGAAAUUAGUCUGGUAAUAAGAAGCCUAAGCAUAGGAGAGAGAUGAAUAGUUUUUAAACUCCCAUGUAUGUGAAGCCGAUUAAGUGAUGUUGUGUGGCUGUCCCUGUGCUCCUCUAGGAGACAGGGCAGGACUACAAUCUUAGUGUCAUCAUUUAUCAUGAGAAUUAUAGUAAAUUGAGUAUAAUGAAAAUUAUGAGUAAAAGAUUUUCCGCUGAAUUUGAAAUUUAAUUUAUCUGCUGAAACUUAAUUUGUCUCUCCAGUUUCAUGUGAGAUUUAUAGCACGGGAUUUGCAGAAUUAAAAAUAUACCAUCCCUUGCAGCAUUUAAACUGGAAACUUAUUGCAGUGGCUUGGGUCUCUCCCACACACGCGAGACGACUCCGGCACUUAAUUAUUCCAGAUUUAUUAGUCAAAUCAGAAGGUCCCAUUCGGAGCUCCACUAAUCUCCGUCAUCCUCAGAAAGCAUAGUUGCCCCCUUUUCCCCUGACAGGAAAACCCCCACCUUCUCUUCCUUUCCUGUUUGUGUCUCUUGGGCAGUCUCGUGAGUCUACGAGAUUUUGGAGAGGGCACUCCCUGCACCCCUGUGCCUGUGUCCCUGUGUCCAGAGAUCAAGUUCCGGCUGCUCCCUGCUGCUUCCCUCUGCAUCCCACUCUUGCCUGUUCUCUCUCUAGGCCUGCCUUCUCAUUCCCUGUCAGUGAAGGAACGGAGCAGACACUUACAUAUAUUGAUUAAGGCUGCCCCAGCAGGCUGAGUUCCCCUUUUUAUCUUCUACAAAAUAAUCAGGCAACAGACUGUAUUGCAAACAUGAAAAAUGUAACAUUUGCUUACAUAAUAGUCUUGCUCAGGACUCAGCAGAGAGCAAUUAGAAAUACAAGACAGCAAAGCUACUUCUAAAUUACUUUUAAAAUACGUUGUUGAGAUUGAAGAUGUCGCUUGGGCUUGGGAGAGCACAGACCUUGCAUAGUAUUCCUAUAGCUGCAUGACGAGAAAAAGACUGUUCCUCAGGUGGGAGGAAGUUCAAAAGAUUAAGAGCCAUUAUAUUUUUCCUGCUUGUGCAAAAGUAGAGGAUGUUACCUCAUAAAGUGCCCUCUAGGAAUUCAGGAGCCCUAUGAGUCUUAAACCCUUCAUAUUCCUGUUUAGAAAAACAUAUUGGUCCUUUUGAGUGAAGCUUUCCUCACAAUUCUGUGGUCUUAGUUAUUUGGGUCAAUCAGAAGACCUGUCUUGAGGAUUAUUCCACUUGGUGGAAGGGGGGUUGAGUAGAUGACAAUAUGGUACCUUCCAAUUUUAUAAUUCCAGUGUAUCGUUCUGCUUGCUUCUUUGUCUUUCAAGUUACAUGUAAAAGAAGCUUAUCUCCAGUUCAUACAAGAACAUGUGAAUGAGGUUCACUAUGGUCAGUAAUCUCUGGGUGAAUGUGUAGCAGCUGAGGGUUCCAACAGCUGUGAUAGCUACCUGCACUACCUCUCACUACUAGUUCACUUUCCCUCCUUGCUGGGAAUUGGGCAGGAACUUCCUUAUAGUCUCCUCUGCUGCUUUGAGCCCAAGAAGAAUCUAGAUGUUGUGGUGGUGCAAAAACAGGGUUGGAAGGGAGCAGCUGUUCAAACCUCUAGCUCAUGGGUAGGCAAACUAAGGGCUGGGGGCCAGAUCCGGCCCAAUCGCUGCCUAAAUCCAGCCCUUGGACGGUCUGGGAAUCAGUGUGUUUUUACAUGAGUAGAAUGUGUCCUUUUAUUUAAAAUGCAUCUCAGGGUUAUUUGUGGGGCCUGCCUGGUGUUUUUACAGGAGUAGAAUGUGUGCUUUUAUUUAAAAUGUACGGUAUCUCUGGGUUAUUUAUGGGGCAUAUAAAUUCAUUCAUUUCCCCCGCCCCUCCAAAAAAUAUAGUCCGGCCCCCCCACAAGGUCUGAGGGACAGAGGGACCGGCCCACUUCUGAAAAAGUUUGCUGACCCCUGCUCUAGCUGCUACAAUCACUUGGAGACUUCUCUUUCAUGGGCUCCUAUGUUAACCGAGGCUUAAUGUGAAUUUCAGUCAAUACAAGCCCUUAUAAACUUUUGCAGGAUCACAUAUUCCCAGUUUUCAAGGACUUGGCAAAGUCCUGUGGCUCCAUAGAAAAAUGAUUUAUUGAGAAGAAAUCCAAACAGGCUCCCUUCCCUUCCACCCCAGCUCUGCAGAAGAGACCAAGGAGGGGAACUUCGUCUGAUCAUCCUCCAAGUGUGAAAUCAGUCUUGCCCACCUCUUGCUAUCACAAUGCGUCUUCAGUUAUUAAAACUACUCGAGCGUUUGAUCAGCAGAAAAAGAGUGAAAAUGUGUUUUAACUCUGUAAAUUAAAGGAGAGAAAACAUUUAAUAAAACCAGCAUAAAUCAUCCAUAAAGGUUGGGAUAUGUUUACUCAGUCUUUGCAGUUGAGCUUUUUGGCAUGAUAAAGCAGAGGGAAACAAGUGGGAGACAAAAUUUGGAUGGCAGAAAGCCCAUGAUGAAUGAGUUACUUGGCCAGAGUUUACAAGCAGCAUUCACAGACUCCGUAUCUUCAGUUAAUAGAGCAUAGGUAACAGAAUGGGCUUGAUAGCCCAAUCAUCUGAUUCAAUACAAGCAGUGGAGCUGGGGGGAUGUAUGUAUGCAUUGGUGGCUGGUGCCCAUUGAGACUGGUUGGGCAGAAAAUCAACAGUAGGCAAAACCAGUAAUGGGCAGAGCCAACUAAUUCUAGUUUGUCUCCAUCCUCCUCCCAGCUGAGACGAAGGAAGUAGAAGCUGACAGUCAGUGCCAACCUCCAGGAUUGGUUGUAAACUGGUGGAGCAGCACCCCAUUUGGCCCAAUGGGACCUUGAGACCCCAAGCCACACAUUGCCCUCAUGGCUAUGAGGUGGUCAGCUUGGUUACCAUUUUUCUCUUGAAAAGUACAUAGAGCUGAAGGGGAAAGCUGGAAGAGUGACAACCUUCCCCACUUCCACUUCCAGUUUCAGCUCCAUGUGCUUUUUCAAGACUCAGAUUAAUUCUUCUGGAUAUGACUUUUCCCCAGAUCCAUUGGAAAAGUGAUGUGUUUGUGCACACUUUCUCUCUUUUAUGAUCUGGGGAGGGGAAUUAGAAGUGACCAGAGUGAGUAGUAGCCAUGGCACUUGCUCAAAAAUAAAAUGUACCCAUGGGCUUAAUAAUACAGGUUGGCAGCCCCGGGAUUCCAGGGUGUGAGGAUGAAGGAAUCCAGACUAGCUUUCUCCAAGAGAUGCUGGUUCUCUGUACUCUAGAAUGGCAUGCUCCAAAAAGGGUUGUAUCACAUGAUUUUAUUUCCUAAAUAUAUAGAUUAUCAUCAAGAACAUUGCAGGUAUUCUGCAUAAGGACAGGCUAACCAUAUAGCUGACUGGGCAGUCUACCCAUAGACUGGUUGGUAGGGGACUUAUGUCCCGGACCAAUGCAUGUUGGAAUUCAUGAAGACAGAUCUCCCAUGGGUGCAAUGGCUGAGUUGUGGCCAGUAGCCCAGAUCACUUUAGUCAUGGACAUAGGCUAGGGAUCACAUGGAAUCUAGGCUUCGUGUCCAACUUCCACUGCCAUCUCAAAUUCAUGUCUGUCUUGGCAGUGUAAAUACCCUAGGAUGAAGGGGACACCUUGUAAAUACUAGCUGCAUGGAAACCACAGGAGAGGAGAAUGCUGUUGUGCUCAAAUUCUGCUUGUGGGUUUCCCACUGGUAUCUGGUUGGCCACUGUGAGAACAGGAUGCUGGAUUAGGUGGGCUAUCGGCCUGAUCCAGCAGGACUCUUUGUAUGUUCUUAUCACCCAGAUGAGUCACAAAUGAAGCCCCAGAACUGGAAUGUCAAAAUAGUCUAAACUAAGAGGAUACACCAGUCCUUGGAAGGAGAAGGCAAGAUAGAAAUGUGAUCAGUAACUGGGAAGUUACAUGAGAGACUGGAUUCCUGGUUGAACUGGAAUUUGAAAAGGGUUUCCCUUUAGGCAGAGCUGGCCACACUGUCUACUACCCUACAUAGCCUCUUUGGAUUUAACCAGCUCUCUCUUGAGAUAUUUCCACCAGGAAAUAUUCUAUAACUAUUCUAAAACCUGACAUAUGUAACAGUUAAACAAUAACUCCAGGUUUCAGGGAACUCUCAGCAAGUGCUCCUGUUGGACCCCCUCCAACAUUGGUGGGCCCCUUGCCACUAUCAACUGCAGUAGGUGUCUCUGAGACACCAUUUAAAAUUUCCCACAGUGCCCCUGAAGCAAGUGGUGCUCCAGAGCAGUCUUUUCCAACCUCAUGCCUUCCAGGUGUUGUUGGACUACAACUCCCAACAUUCAUGGUCAUUGAGCAGGGCGGCUAGGACUGAUAAGAGCUGGAGUCCAGCAACACCUGGAGGGCACCAGGUUGGGAAAGGUUGCUCCAGGGCAUUAUGGGGAAUUUAAAAUGGUGGUUCAUUGACCUAGCAUUAUGAUCACAGGGGAGGAAUUAACACUGGUGGAUCCCCAGCAGUUAUCUGAGGGAGGUGGGAGCUGAGGCGGCUAAUUUUAAUGAUCAAGUCAAAUGAUCAAGCUGCAAACCAUAGUUUUUGCACUCUCAGUCUUCAGUCCCAUCCGAUUAACUUCUGGUGAUAAUGUAAACUUUCUCAGUGUCUUAUUUCUAGUUGACAGUUGGCUCCAGGGGACUUAGAAAGCAUGCGUGUUGUAUGUCUGGCUGUAUCUCUCCCCCUCCCACUAUGCCUUUCCUUUUGAGUGAAUUAUAUUUUAAAUUUCAAAAGGUAGCCCUGAGCUUUGGAGAGAAAGAGAGGAGGGGAGGGGGAGGGAUCCAGUUUAGGCACCAAACACAGCUAAUCCGAUGCAGGGAGAUGUCAGCUGCUCCAUCAAAUGGGCUUAAUUGUUUAAAGAAGAAUGAAAGGGGAAGAGAAAGGCACAGAUCCCUGGGGCUGCUCUGCUGAGCCCCAGUGUUAGGCAGAGAGCAAAGAAGCCUCCGGCAAAGUUUAUACACUCAAGGCUUCCUGUCUCCUUUGCCAAUGUUUGAAGCAAACAGUGGAGCUCUCCAAUCUGGCAUCUGGUCAGGGCCUGUGAGAGCUGAUGAUGAGCAUGUUAAUGGUCUGGACCAAUUGUGCAGCUGACAAUGAGCUGAGAUUGGAAGGAUGUACUGCUUGGGCUUCAAAAGUGCUUGCCAUGUUGCUGUGAUGCAGAAGGCAAAGGGCAUUUGCAGGGGACUGCCAUUGGGUCCCACUAGCUAACUGCCCCUUGCAACCCUUGCUACCAGGUUCUUUUUCACCAUCUCCCACCACAAGCUUAUUCUCCGAAGGAAAAACACAGAGAGAGCUAUGAAGGCAAGCUACAGUGAAAGACUCGGCAAGCAAGGAGAGGGUUAACUCAGCUUGUGAUCAGUGCUUGUGCUGACUGCCCAGAGGUCACAUUUCAGAGAUGGUUGCCAUCUUGCAUGUGGCACCAAGGGCAGUUGAGUAUCCUAUCUGGAAGGAGGAGCUUGCUCCACAGAUGCACCAGUGUCCUGUGCUGGAGCAAUCUCGUGCACCCUCUGGGGAUCAGAGGGAGAGAAAGAAGGCCUUGAUCUGGGUCUGCACAAUGCCUGGGGCCUUUUCCAGUGAAAUGGUCUGCGCAUGGGGUGCGACAAAAUCUUAGAGCAGUAAAAUCUUAGAUACCAGUAGUAUAUGUGAAAAGGAUCUAGGGGUCUUGGUGGACCACAAGCUUAACAUGAGUCAGCAGUGUGAUGCAGCAGCAAAAAAAGAGCUAACACUAUUCUAGGCUGCAUCAACAGAAGUCUAGUGUCCAGAUCAAAGGAGGUCAUAGCCCCACUCUCUUCGGCCAUCUGCCAUGGUCAGACCACACUUGGAAUACUGUGUCCAAUUCUGGGCACCACAAUUUAAGAGGAAUGUUGACAAGCUGGAAGGUGUGCAGAGGAGAGCAAAGAAAAUGAUUAAGGCUUAUGAGGAACAGUUGAGGGAGCUGGAUAUGUUUAGCCUGGAUAAGAGGAGACUGAGAGGAGAUAUGAGAGCCAUCUUCCAAUAUCUCAAGGGCUGUUACAUGGAGCAAGCUUGUUUGCUCCUGCUCUGGAAGGUAGGACUUGAACCAAUGGCUUCAAGUUACAAAAAAGUAGAUUCCAACAAAACUUCAGGAAGAACUUUUUGACACUAAGAACUGCUCAAGGUACCCCUGUGGAAGCAGUGCAGAGAAAGAUACAACCAGAGGGUGGAGUGUGAAGAAGGAACCAGGGGAAUGACUGCAGAUACUAGAAGUGUGCAACAACCACAGGAUUGCAAAGCAUUGAGCAGCAAUGCUCUGCCUUCCAGGCUUCUAACUAAUCUGGUUCCCCAAGGGGUGGAGCUGAAGUUUUAACUGUUUGUGUGCUGUCUGCAGCUUUGCUUCCCAUUUGCUAUUGUUGCAGAGCACUUCUGAUCCUUCAACUGGCCCAAGUGUGGCAGUUCUAGCAGUUUUUCUCAACCUUGCAUGAAAAGCUGCAUGAAUCGAAAUUCUUUUUUCUACACAGCUGCUGUACAGAAGUGCAAUGAAGGGUUUCCUCCUUUGUGCCUGGGGGCACCUUCCCCAUGCAAAGGCCAUGCUCCCAGCCUCUUCCCUCACCUGCUGCAUUCAGGGAAUACAUUGCUUUAGGAACAGGCACCUCUGGCCAUUUGGGUCUCUCAACUACUGCGUUCUUCAGUUAUGUUCUCCACAUUUAAAAAGUACUCAUGAAAAUUCAUGAGCCUUUUAGUGCUUUUAGAGCCUUUUCUAAUACACACAUUUUAGCAUGCAACUUUUGUGUAAUAAACAGUACCCAUCUUUGCUAGCAGUCUAAUGCAUUUGAUGUAUUCUUUUUGCUAAUCCAUAAGCAUUUUUAUGCACACUUUCUGCUAAAUGAUGCAUUUUUGGACAUAUUUGGCUGGAGACUGCACUGCAAAAUUUAAGGAUGGGGGGGAUGUAGGCCAUAGGAGCCAACUCUUCAGCCCCCCCCCAUAAAAUAUUUGAGGCAGCCAAGCCAUCUGAAGUUGAUGGGCAUUGCCAUUCAAAUGGUGUGCAUGCACCACAUCAUGUGAUCGAUUAUGCAGGGUGAGGCUUACCUGCCCCCCCCCAAUAUUUUAUUCACUUUCUUCCUCUUCUCUAAGAUGAUAAUACUAACAAUAGUACUAGAAAAUGAUGGGUGCUGCUGCCAGUGGCCAUACCAGAAAAAUGAGGGGCUCAGAAGGGCAAAUUUUAUUUACAGGUAGACAAAUUGUGGUGCUGUGGUUUAAACCACAGAGCCUAGGACUUGCCAAUCAGAAGGUCGGCGGUUCAAAUCCCUACGACAGGGUGAGCUCCUAUUACUCGGUCCCAGCUCCUGCCAACCUAGCAAUUCGAAAGCACAUCAAAGUGCAAGUAGAUCAAUAGGUACCGCUCUGGCGGGAAGGUAAACAGCGUUUCUGUGCGCUGCUCUGGUUCACCAAAAGCGGCUUAGUCAUGCUGGCCACAUGACCCGGAAGCUGUACACCGGCUCCUUCGGCCAGUAAUGCGAGAUGAGCGCCACAACCCCAGAGUCGGUCACGACUGGACCUAAUGGUCAGGGGUCCCUUUACAUUUACCUUUAAGUUGUGUCCCGAAUGUUAUGAAAAAAUAAUAGUAUGCAUUAAGGACAGGAGUCUAGCAAUUGAGGAGGCAAUUGGAGAAGGGCUGUAUCCUUGGGGCUGGGGCAAUUUCCUCCCUCUGGCACUGCCAUGGCUCUUGCUGGUGUGCUUGAAGUGUGCCCUAAGUCUGGCUCUCAAAACACCCACCAGCUGAAGAAAAGUGGACUAUAUCGAGGUAGGCAGUCACCAAUGACCACAUAAGCACAGCCACAUGUUGUUAUGUGAAAUGUGACUUUUUGGAUGACAUGGUGUUUACAAGUGUUUCUGAUGAAACCAAUUAAUAAAGAGCUUUUCAAGAGCAUAUUAACACUUAGAACCCUGGAAGGAGAUCAACACCUUCCUUCAAGUCUUUUAACAGCGGCAUGGAUGGCAUUUUCGCCUGCCUCUUUAGGUGGCUUUUGCUUUCGAACCUUAGCUUCUAAUCGCCAGUUGAUUACUUAAUUGUGGACGGCAUGUGAAAAGUGCCCAUUUUUUAUGUAACCACCACUGCAAGGUGGGGAGACUUGUCCUUGCCCCCACCCUUACCUGCGCCUCCAACCACCCCAGUCCCACCAACAGCUGGAAUAAGGGGACUUUGUUAUCUUUCUGCCUGAAAGGCCAACCCAGAAAGGGUGUUGAUGGGGCAAAAUCCUGAUUUCAGAAAUGCAACUCCUCCUAAAUUCUACCUGCUCUGCUUUUGGUUCAGAACAUCCAAACGAGCUGCUUGGGAGGGCGCAAGACAUCUUCUGCACCCCACCUUUGAUGCUGCAGUGGGCAGAGCAGGGCGCCUCUUGCGAGCCGCCCCUUUGGAGUCUGAGGAAUUAGGGAAGGGGAGGCAGAAGCCCUUGCAGGACGCCCUUCCUCUGACUCCCCCACCCCACCCCACCUAAUGAGCCGCUGAAAGGGAGAAGGUUCCAGUGCACGGGGCUAGCGGGACUCUCCAAUUGGCCAGCUGCACCUCAAGACCCCCAUUCACUAAUAAAUUAGGAGUCAAAUUAAAUAGAGAGAUUACAGUGCCCUCUGGUCAUUUAAAGCAACACAUGUAUUAACUAGAAGCUUAAGAAAAGGAAAUGUGCCUGCUUUCUUCCAACAAGGGCCACCACUAGAAAGGCCUCUUCUUGCGCAUCUCCCUUGGGUGGGACACACAGAGAAGGGCUUCUGAUGAAGACCUUAGGGUCUGGGCUGGAAAUUUAAGUGGGGUAGAUGAUGCUCUCUUUUUUCCAUUUAGAUUUUCAGCUUUGGACCUCAAAAUACCUGUUCUUCCUAUAUAGCUACACUGAAGUGAUCUGGUACAGAGUAAUCUCAGCAGGGCCCAUUCUAAUGCCCCUUGUGCUCUUCCUUAGGUCUGGUACAUGGAUGGCUACUACAAAGGCCGUCGUGUCCUGGAAUACCGUACACUCAAUGACUUCAUCACAGGCCAAAACUUUGUCCAGCACCUGCUGCCUCAUCCCUGGGCUGGCACCGGCCACGUGGUCUUCAAUGGGUCCCUCUACUACAACAAGUACCAGAGCAACAUAGUGGUGAAGUACCAUUUCCGUUCACGGAGUGUGGUCGUGCAGCGCAGCCUCAACACCGCUGGCUACAACAACACCUUCCCCUACUCCUGGGGUGGCUUCUCAGACAUCGACUUCAUGGUGGAUGAGAAUGGGCUCUGGGCAGUCUACACCACCAACCAGAAUGCUGGCAACAUUGUAGUAAGCAGGAUGGACCCUGUCACGCUGGAGAUUCUCCGUAGCUGGGACACUGGCUACCCCAAGCGGAGUGCAGGUGAAUCCUUCAUCAUCUGCGGGACCCUCUAUGUGACCAAUUCACACCUGGCUGGGGCUAAGAUCUAUUUUGCCUACUACACAAACACUUCUAGCUAUGAGUACACAGAUAUUCCCUUCCACAAUCAGUAUUCCCACAUAUCCAUGUUGGACUACAACCCCCGGGAGAGGGUCCUCUAUACCUGGAACAAUGGCCACCAGGUCAUCUACAACGUGACUCUUUUCCAUGUCAUCAAGACUUCAGGAGAGUUAUAAUCCCAUAAGCAAAGAGGCCUCAACUCUCUCUCAGUUGUCAUUUUUGUUCAUUUUCUCUCUUAUCCUUGUGGGUUUGGGAGGUGGGGGAGCACUGCGGCCUGCAAACUCAGUGGCCUGGGAAAACACUCCGUGAUGCCAUUAUUUCUACAUAAUAAAGCAAACAGAUUUCUUCUUUCUCUUUCUCUCUCUUUCUCUCUUUUCUCUCUUUCCUGUGGUUGAUGACGCAUGGAUCUGGUUUGGGGCUUCUUUGGGGGGUGGCGGCUAUUUUUUAUUUUUUUAUUGAUUUUAUUUUAUUUAUUUACCGGUGGCAAAUAAAGACAAUCUCGUUGAGGUUA
Podarcis lilfordi (Lilford's wall lizard) is the source of this 78926-nucleotide messenger RNA. Lineage: Eukaryota; Metazoa; Chordata; Lepidosauria; Squamata; Lacertidae. The record is from the annotation of a GenBank genome assembly.